Molecule: messenger RNA, 47760 nt
Organism: Podarcis lilfordi (Lilford's wall lizard)
Lineage: Eukaryota; Metazoa; Chordata; Lepidosauria; Squamata; Lacertidae
Source: the annotation of a GenBank genome assembly
AGUUGCAAAAGAUUCGGGAGAGUUAUGGAAAAGAUGUAAGUUGUUGGAAUAAGUUGCUUGCUGCUGUGGCUCAUUUACCAGGAUAGGGGGAGGCGAGCAAAUAGGUGUAUAAAAUUAAGCGCAGUAGAGAACGCUAAACUAGACGGACCUUCCGUCUGAUGCGGCAAGGCUCUCCUCAUAUGCGGAGAAAGAAGAGAGCGGGUUUCUCUCUCUCAUAAUACAGGUACUAAAUCCAUUAAAUCUGAAAGAUAGGAGGUUGGGGGGAUGAUGCAGGACAGACAAUAGGAAGAAUCUCUUCAGCCCGUUUAAAACCACCGAAUUCGCUGUCACAACAUGAGAGAGAUGGCCGCCAAACUGGGCUGCUUUAGAAAGGGGAUUAGACCAACAAGGCGGCCAAUGGCUAACCUCUCGUCGCUAUUGCCGCCAGUCAUCUGAAUGACCGGCUUCUGGUGCAUCUGCGAGUCGGGGAGAACGGGGCUGCGGCGGCGGGGCAUCAGCUUCGCCAUUGUGGGAGGCGGCGGGUGCAGGACUAGCCGGAUCCAGCUGGGUCUCUCCUCCUCGCGCCUCCUUUUCCUGCCUCCCUCCCUCUUCCUGCGUCUUUUUGGGCGAAGCCGUCGGAGGCAUCAUCCGUCCCGCCCGCUGCCUGGGAGGGGUUACCCUGAUGCCGCGAGGGUGGGAGGGGACGAGCGGACGGCGGAGGCUGCAAGCGGAGCCCCAGUAGCGCCGAGAGAGAGAGAGGGAGGAGGAGGAGAAGGAGGACGACGACGACGACGACGACUGGCGGUGGUUUGGGUCGGUCGGGGCCAGGGAGGCUGGCGCCUGUUGUCGCGCGUCCCGGCUCCGGGUGUCCCGCCAGCUGCCUGCUGGGGCUGAAGGGAGCAGCGAGCGGGGCAGGGAGGAGCAGCAGCAGCAGCAGCAGCGCGCGGGCGAGGAGCCGAGGGCGGGCGCGCGGGACGGGCAAGGAGGGGGUCGGGUCCGCUGCUCCUCCGCUCCUGCUGCAUUGCAGCCUCCCUCCUCCUGCCGUCCGUCCCCUUCUCCCUCCUUCCCUCCCUCCCUCCCUCCGCGUCUGGCGCGCUGCACAAUGGCGGCUCCCGGCCCCGGCUCUGGCUCCGGCGGCGGCGGGUCCCAGGCGGCGCACACGACAGUCAGCAGCAUGCAGGGUAAGGGAAGCGCGCCUGGGGAGGAGCGGCGGCGGCGGCGGCGGCAGCCGGGCCCGAAGCGACGCCCGCGGAGCCUGCUGUAGGCCGCGCGGCGCUUCGCUCCCUUCCAACCCUCGCCGCCCACCACACGCUCCCCGCCUGGCUAGCUGGCUGGCUGCGGGGACGGGAGGGGGCGCCCGAGCUGGACCAGGCCUCGCCGGAGACCGAGAGGCCUCGGCCGCCUGGAGUUCUCCAGCGAAGCCGAGAAGAGCCACUUUCCCGUGUGGGGCUCCGCUGGGUGGGAGGGGGGUGUGGUGUGUAGGGAGGGAGACGAGGAAAGCGGGGCGGCGGCGGGGAAGCUUCGUGUGUGUGAACAGGCGCUUCUGGGCCGCAACACGGGUAGGGGUGCAGUUGGGGGUGGCGGCUAUACGUGUGCAUAGAUGUACGUGUGAGGGGAAACUCGGGGCCUUCUAUCUCUGCCCGGGGCAUGUGGGCGGUUUCCGGGUGAUGGGAGUAGCCACGGUUCGGGGACUCAUCCCGGGGUGUAAGCCUGGGGAGGGUGUGGGGAGCCUAAUCGCCAGGGCGUGAUCACUACUGGGAAAACAGAAUUAAUAAGCAAAAAAUACGAGGCUGACGUCUGGCUGACUAACGAAGGUAUGUGUCGGAAGAACGCAUGCGUUAAGGUCGGGGUAGAGGUAGCAUGUCCAUGUUGCUCAUGUCUGCUCAGAAGUAAGUCCUGUUGAGUUCAAGGGGAUUUACUUUCCGGUCCGUGUGUACAGGAUUGCAGCCUAAUUGCCCUUGGGGUGGGGUGGGGGGUGUAGGGGUAAACAAAAACUAAGUCUGUGUAGGUCCCAUAGAUUUAAAGCACCUCUCUAAGAGUCCUGAGAACCUUAUAAUUUAACCCCCACAGAGCUACAGUUCCCAGCACCUUCACGGAUUACAGUCCCCAUAAAUUGGUGGCGUGUUUGUGUAUGCUUUAAAUGUAUGAUGUGUCUGGAGUCCAUAAGUGGUUUUUCUGUAGGCAUGCAGGGGGAAAGUGGUCUUGUGUGUUUUUUAGGAGUGCAAUAUGUAGGUAAAUUAGAUGUGAGGCCUUUCUGACAUUGAAGUUAGGCGGUGGUUUUGGUUGAAUGGGGAAUGCAUAACAGUGAGUGCUUCUCUACUCGAAUAAAGGGAGUACUGUAUCAGAUUAUUAGUAGGUGUGCUUGUAAAUAAGGAGGAUGCAGAGUGCAUGAAUGUGAGAUGUGGAUGGAAAGUGCAAGGUCCUUUUCUCAGCGUCGUUGCAUAUUGAGCAAGUGUUUUUGAGAAACAGAUGUUGGCUUACCACCCCAUAAUUCUGAUUAUGCCCAUAAGAAACCUCUCUGUGUACCUACUAAAUUUUUGGAGAGGGGACACUUUGAUACCUAUGUAUAUUUAACAAAAUAAAGCUGAAAGUAUAUCUUAAUAUUUACAAUGUAAACUCAACACUGUUUUCCUAACAACUCCAUUUAAUACAUCGAAGCUAAAAUUAGUGGUAUUUCCAGUGAAAUGAGUAUAGGAUUAGGUUUGUACUGUUGAAAUAAUGAAUGGUGCUGUGUGACACCAGUGAUGCUGUUUUAACACUUAAUAAUCAGUUCUCUCCUCCCACAAAUGUGUAUGAUCACUCACUGCAGUAUCUUGGGACACGGUGUUCUCAGGAUUGGCAUAUUGCUUUCGAACCAGCUAACCUGGAAAGCCUGUUACGUCCUGCAAUGUACAGGAUUUUGGACAUAACUGAUAGCAAUUGAAGGGGCUCUCUAGUAGGAGGACUGUGAAAGACAUCUGGAGAGCUGCUGCCAGUCAAAGUAGACAAUACACAGAGGGACUGGUGGUCUGACUCAGUACAAGGCAUCAUCACCUGCUCAUUAUAUGCUAGGAAGCUGCCCUUGCCACUUUUCAGCACCAGCCUAUGUACAUGCAGCAAAAUGCUCAUGUUCGCAAUUGUCAAAUACCUGUAUGUUGUUUGCCUUCUAUUUCAUGUAUAGAAGUGCUUCCCAUAUAGGGAUUUUGUUGUGUUUGAAGUAUCCUUCAUAGAUACAUACAAACACCAGACUAGUAAAUGUUGCUGAGCUUUACUGCUGAGUUGGCACUGGACACUAACCACCACCUUUUUUGGGUGUGUGUUACAAAGUGUUCAAGGUCAGUAUCUGAGAAACUACAUAUAUAUUGUUAUAUAUAACUGCAAAGCUAUGUAGACUUCUCUCUUAAGCUGCAUUAGAUGGAGUAAAGUACAAGUAUAGGGAGGUGUUUGCUUUUUAUUUACACUCCAAGUGCUCUUGAUUAGGUAAUUAUAUGAGAGGCAGAUUGUUCAUUGUACAACUCUGAUGGUCCUGUAAGCAUCUCACAAUUUUGUUGCAAUAUAUUAUUUUGUUGUUUAGCACCUGGAAGUGCAGUACCACACUCACUGAGUUUCUGUGGGUAACAAGAAAAAUGUUUGCCAGAUGCUGCUUGCAUGUUUGGCCUAAUACUUGGUUAGAUCCUAAAGCAAUUAGAUCCUUAAUAGCUCUUGUAGCAAGAGACUCCCCUUAUUGGGCUGUUUCUUGUUUGCUUAGUGUUUUAGUUUGGGAUCUCAAGAGUGUUGAUUGGUAUAUAGCAGGCUAUUUGGCUUUUCCUUUCCUUUUGUUUUUAGGCCGUUAAAUACUCCUAGUAUUAUUCCCAAUUAACAUUCUGUGUUAACAUGGGAAGGAUAGGAACACACUCCAUACUCUUGUAGUAGAAACGGUACUAUGAGCACCUAGGAGUUAACUCUCAAUAAUACCCAUGCAUUUGGGUGCUCAAGUAAACCAGUAUGUUAUGAUAUUUGAAUUUUGAUUACUCACCUGGGUAGUCUUGCGGUAAAGAGUGUUUGUUCCUCUGCAUAUUGGAAAACAGCCCACAUUGAAAGGCAGGACUUCAGGCUGGUUCCCACAUUAUGGUGUUAAGUAAGGGAAAUGGCUUUCGAACCACUCUUUUGCCUAAAAUAUGCAGGAUAUCUAUUUUUAACCCUUAACUUUGGUUGUUGCAAAGUAAAAGUUUAUUGCAAGGGUUUGCUGAACCACUCUGUGAACAUCACCUGUACUUGUGUCUUUCUAAUGAGUAGCACAUUUGAAUCAAAAUGAAUGAUCACAGCAAUAUGUUACAGGUGUACAUUAAUUACUUAAUGUAAAAUCACAAUAUGGGAGAUGACCUUUAGUCUUGUAUAGAACCAGUUCUCUUCACCAGGCUGCAGACUGCGCAGAUGUACUGCUCUUUGAAGGAAAAAAACAGUUGGUUUUCUUCUAUCCUGCCUUUCUGCCUGCUUUCAGUGUUAGAAAUGUAAGUAUUCAUUCCUGGCAAGAAACUUAGCUGGUGAUUUUAUUGAAACUCAUCACCUAAUUCGUUCAAAGGCUAUGAUGAAUGAAAACUAGGAGAUUUUCAUUAUUAAAUCAGUAUGGAAAAAUCUUGUAUUUGUAAUUCAGUACAGUGUAUCUCUCCUCACUGAGAUCUACUGAGUCCAGGUGAUGUGCAUAGGACUGCAGCCUAAAUCAUUGGUCUGAGUCAGCUUCAUUUCUCUGCACUUGUUUUGUAAAAAAAAAGCUGUGUUCUCAUUGCUGGUUAUAUAACCAUCUUAAAAUUGUUGAUUUUGAAUUGAAUUGAAAGUGCCUACACUAGAUUUCAAAAAAAUAUGAUGUAGGGCCAUAGAUCAUAAUCUUUUCAGGUUUAUAAUCUUUUCAGGUUUUCCUUGUGCUUCUUUACUGAAUUAAGAAAUCCUAAACAACUCCUUUUUACUCAAAACUUGUAUCAAACUGCAUUAGAAGCAGGGCUUUUUUUCCAGCCAGAACUCCGUUCCGGCACCUCUCAGGUGGGUGCCAUUGCUAUUAUAAUAUAACAAGGGAGGCGUUCAUGGUGAGUUCCGGCACUUCUUUUUCUCGAAAAAUAGCACUGAUUAGAACUGUGAGCACGAGCAGAAUUUGAGGAGUUGUGUUGUAUACAUAACCUUGUGAAAAACCUGUAGUUCUCUUUUCAACAAGGUAUUAAUAGACCAGUGGGCCUGUUUAGACCCCAGUUCAUGUGUUGAUACAGCAGUAAAUAAUGUGUAGCUCUCAUGCACACAAGAGCUUCCUCAUUUACCUGUGGCAGGGUGGCAUCCCAUUACAUGCAAGGAGCUACCCAUCACUAAGAGCUCCAUAUGAGCAUUGGAGGUCCUGUGAGUCUUUAGAUCAGAGCAGUGAAUUGUAAUUAAAUGUCAGAAACAGUCCUGUAGAUCUUUCUCAAUCCAUAUGCCUAAUUCAAUUAUAAUAAUAAUAGAUAAGUUCAUAUAAGUCAUGCUGUGGAGUUGAGUUUGGCACUUCUCCUUCCCAAGAUUUAUUCAGAUGGUAAGUGACAUACUACAGCAGUAUCUAGUUCAGUUCACUCGUACCAUUUCCCCUGUGUCAUUUCCCACAACAUAGGUUUUUGUUGCAUAAAUGUUGUAUAAGUGCCAGCAUAGGAAGAUUUCAGUCAAGAGCUCAAGUGGAUGUUCUCCUCACAUAGGAAAAGUAGACCUUUAGUGUUACCAGCUAAAAGCAUGUGAAGAGUGCAUUAGCUUCUUCUUGAAGUGAACUGUUGGAAAUUGAUUGAUUUUGACCAUAUUUCUGUUCUGAAUGAAAUACUUUGUUAUACCACUAUAUUGCUUCACUUGGAAAAUGUUUUUGUGCAUUCCAAGGUUAAAGAGAAUUUAGUGCUCAGAAAGAUAAUGCAAUACUAGGUGCGUGCCCCCCCCCCAAGACUCCAUGGCUUGAUUCUCAUCCACAGUCUUAUCAAGGGUACUUGAGAUAUAUAAUAUUAUAUAUUCCAGAAAGUCCCAACUGAUUGAAUGGGUGGUAAAAUGGCAAAUGCAGGUCAAUGUGAACAAGAGUAAAGUGCUGCAUGUCAUGACGACAAAUAGUAAUAUUAAUAUUAAACACAUGUUCCCGGAGUCUGAGAACAGGACAGAGGCCUUGGGGUCGUAGUGGAUAGCUCAAUGAUAAUACAAAAUCUAGCUAUGAUGGCUCCAUAGUUGGAGGCAGUAAUGCAUCUGAAUACCAGUUGCAGGAAACCAUGGGGUGGUGUUGAAGGCUCUUCUGCUUGCCUCCUGCUUGUGAAUUUCAUUUGGCAUCUGGUUGGGCAUACUGUGACUAGGAUGCCAGACUAGAUGGGUCAUUUUUCUGCUCCAGCAGGCUCUUCUUAUGUUCUUAAAUCUGCACGGGAUUAUAAUUUGUAGGCAGGUUCUUCUGAAAGGCUCAGAAUCAUAACAUGUUUCUAGACCUCAUGCUUUUAGAAAAUCUUGGAAACAUGUAGGCAUACCAGUUAAAGGCUUGAAAAACUUUAUAAUGAAUUGGAUGUUGUAUUGGUUCCCAUUAGUUAAUGAAUACACCCUCUUUGUUCUUGGACCAUGCCAUCUAAUACCUAUCUUUUUGCUACUAUGUUUUUGUUUGUUGCUUGCUUCUGAUGUUCCUUGUGCCCUCUAUAUUUACAUCUGACAACUUUAUUUCUUCAUUUUAGGCCAAAACAAGUUUCUUCAGCCCAUCCAAAUUUUGAAGUUAACAUAAAAUAAAAAUAAUAAGACAGUUGCUCUCUAUAAUCUGUGUUUAGAAUUCAGAUGUGUCCUGUCCCAGAGGAAACUAGUUAGCAGAAACAAGCAUUGCUCCCUUUACAGCCAAAAAGUUCUUGAUUGUAAUAACAGAAUGGAACAUUCUGAAAGGAUGUCAUCUACUUUACUGAGACCAUCUUGGUUACUUUCCUAUAGUCCUUUGCUUUUUAGCUGAUUUGGCUAGCUUUUUUCUUUCUUGCCUGAGGCUCUUGCUGAGCUUAAGUACCAUAUCUUCUGGAUUUGUUCAUUCAUGGUCCUUUUCUCUGACUCGAGAAAAGAUGGCCAAACUUUAGAAAGUGUAGCUUUCAGUGCUGGAUAGCAAAUUAUGUCAAAUGUUAAGCUGUAUGAGUAGGCUCAAUGUGCUUCCAAGCUGUUGUCAAAUGCCAGAGUAGAUUCUUUCCUUUUGAUUUGCAUAUGAUUCCAAAUCCCUUGUUUUCAACUUGCAACUGAAUAUUUGCAUAGACUUGUUUUGGCUUCUUUCUUGGGCUAGUUAUGGAAACUCAAUCAGAACCAGCAACCAAUUUUUUUAAAAACAACUUUUUAAACUAGGUAAAUUUUACUUCAGAAUAUCUGGAGAUUUUAUCUGUUCCUGCAUCUUAUCAGAAAGGAACAAGUAUGUUAGUCCUCUGUCCUAGAGUUUUCAUUAUUAUUUUUUCCAGAUUGCAUAUACUCAGUAACAGACAUUGCUUGUACUUUUCAGUCAAAUAUCUAGGGGUGUUCCUUUUUUACUCCUAUUCUUGGACAAGAUGGUCACUCAUUUAUUCUGUUUCAUGUGUAAAAGCAUUGAAUUUGGUGCAAAUUUUCCUUCUGCUGGGCUGUGGUAUUUGGUAGAAAAGCCAGCUCAAACCUUUUGGCAAUGUCCAGUGAAGUUUUCACUAGCUCAGGGAUUUCUGCUAGUGAAACAGAACUUAUCCCUCUUCUCCCUGUGUGCCCCUCCCUGCAAUCUCCCCAAAUCCUCUUUGCAGGGUUGGGAGAAUCCUCAGAACACAUUAAGGGUGCAAAAGGGUGGGGAUAUUGGGGGAGAAGAGGGAGGGGAAGUUCCAGCCAGAAGUCCUUGCACUAGCAAAGGUACUUGAUUAGAUUCUGCUCUUUAUUUCCAAAUAUGUUUGUGAGGUGCCUCAAAGAGUAGAGAAGGUGGCAUUUGUAUCUGUGUUUUUUUCUUUCUAGUUUCUAAGUUGAGCUGUAUAUGAAUCUUACCGUAAAAGAGAAAGGUAAUACCGUAUAUUUCUGUUUAUAAGAUGCCCCCAUGUAUAAGACUAUUUUGGGGGACUCCAAAUUAAGAAAACACCCCUCAGCACUAUCCGUGUAUAAGACGAGCCCCAAUUUUAAACCUGAUUUUUUGGUAAAAACAACCUAGUCUUAUACACAGAAAAAUACGGUAUACUUGCAGAAAAACACCCAGUUUAGACAGACGAAGCUGACACUGUGUUAGAAGCUAUCAGCAAUGCCUUAAUAAAACGUUCUCUGCUUAUAUCAUACCAGAUAGUUACUUCUUAUCUUGGACAGAAUGGCAUCAUUCACACAUCAGGUGAAGUCCAAACAAACUAUGAUGUGAAGCCAAGAUUUGUUCUUGGCUUCCUGGCCAUGGUUUGCCUAAAUGAAACAAAUCACAGCUCCCAGUUCAGACAAAAUACUAAUGCAGGGAUUGCAGUUUGUUGCUCCUGCUCGCCAUAGGAGAGGAGCAAAGUGAAAGCAGUCUCUGUGUUCACAAUAAACUAUAGUUAAUGUGCAAAUUGGGCCAUUACGUGUCAGAUAGUAAUGAAAUAUAGGUUGGCCAAUCAGUAUAAGUGAUGACAUGCUAAAUGAAAGCUCCAUGAUUAAAGGCAAGUUUUAUCUGAUUCCUGGGGGGGGGGGGGCAGAGUGUGGCUAUUACAUUCAUGUCUUGCCUGUGACUUACCUAUGGUGUCUUGUUGGUCCCUACUAGAGACAGAAUGCUGAACUAGGUACAUCACUGGUUUGUUGGAGCAAGGUCAUUAUGUUGUACUCAAUGAUUAUGGCUGAGCACAGAAGGCUGUCAUUUUCACCAUUCACAUUUAUAUACCUGUGAAUUUUCACGAGUGCAGCUAGUAUAAACCUAUCCUCUCAGUUGACCAUUGGGCUUCAGCUAGUUGUGUAUUGAAAGAAAGAAAUGAAUGCAGAGGGUCAAGUGCCCUAUAGUUUCAUGGAUUACUAUGCAGGCCUCAACAAGUCACUGUUUUCUCAGUUCCACUUCUGCAAGUGGCAAAAUAUAUAUAUACUAGCAUGUUACAUUUAAAAAGUCAUAUGUGACUUCCAGUGUUUUGUGAAUGCAUUAUCCACAAUUUUGGGGCAAACAUGAAUCUUCAUAUUGGGCACAAAAUGUAGCAACCUGAAUUUCUCAUGUCUUAUUUAAAAAUAGGAUUAUUAUUUAUGUUCAGAGAAUGCUUAAGAGAAACCUCAGAAACCAGAGAACGACUCAACAGGAUUUUCAGUGGGGAGGGAUUGAAGUAUUAGUACCUUGGAUAUGUACUUGCUCCUCCUUACAACUAGCAAAAGUGACAUAAAUUAUGCAAAAAAGUAGGCAAAUUGGGUUUAUCUGCAUUAUUUAGACAAGCUGGAGAAACAACAUCUGUCUGUCUCUAAAACUAAGUCAGAUAUAAUUCUGCAGUGAAUGGUGAAAACAGACAGUGAUACUUGCACAUGUACAGUAUACCCAGAAAUACAAAUCUAAUAUUGGGAAGCCUUCAUGAUUUGUGUACUUAUUUAACUUCGGAAAGUACAUGUGGGAAACUUCCUAGCAAAAUCACCAUUUGUUCUUAACAUUUUGUUUAAAGUUAAUAACAAACUAAUACUUAACCUCUGUAGCUGACCUGAUCUGGACAGCCACCUGCUGAUGCUUUACUGAUGUUUUGGACAGUACUGUAUAGUACAACUUUGACUUUUCCAAAAGGUAUUAGAUAUUGACAAGAAAACAGGUUAUUGGAGUACUGUCUUUGCAACUCAGGCAGUGAUUUAACCUUUUACUUGGUGUUUGAGGGUGUUUUUUAAAAAUGAACAUGAAAUGUGAUUUUUAAAGGUUGUGCAAAUAUCUAUUUUCCAGAAAAUGAACUAGAACUUAUCUUUUUUGCUUUAGGCUUUCAGAUAAACUUCUGUGAAAAAGCACAAAGUAAGCUACAUGUUUUAUAGUAUUCUGCUAUUUUAUUUUACUUUAUUUUUAUAUCAUUCUUGGUACUGGGAAUGUGUCCACUGUUGAUCUAACUAACCAGCCAUGCAUUAAUACAUGGGCAGAGCUUCCAUUUUUCAUCUUGCUACCCAAAUCUAAUUCUGUUGUUCUGUCAAUAAUUCUUUAGUAUCUCUUUUACUUCUUGGAUAGUAAACUAGAGGUCGCAUAGAUAGUUGUUCCUAAAUUGUAAUGAAUGAAAGAUUUAAGACUUUUAUAAAAUGAAGUGGAAAUAUAGAUAUUUGGGGUUUAAUGGAGUCUAACCACUUAGUGAAAAAGUAAUCAUAGGAACUGAGAGGAUUAUUUCAGUGGGGGCCCAAGUCACCUUCUUGUUUCUGCUCUUGUUUUAAAGUUUGGCAUGAACUGCUUUGCAUUGGCCUUGGUAGUGUGACACAGUAAACCAAACUAUGGCUCGCAUUCACUUUGCUCCUGCCCAGUCAGUUUGGUAUAGCAGUGAUGCCAAAGUUUGGCUUAACAGGUCAUCUGAAGGUGGGAUUGUGCUUAAACUCUACACUCUUUAUCUGUGAUGUAGUCAAGAGCAAACCUUGGCUACAGACCAUGAUUAAGGAGGAGAUAACUUAACCAUAGAUCAGUGUGUGGGUGAUACACUAAGCCAACCUUGGCUUCAUUGUUGUGCUGAGCUAAAAUAAUCAGGGAUGAUCAAAGGGGUUGCGUUCUCCCUGGGAGCUAGCAUGUUUGUGGUAAGUCAUGGUUUGGCUUAGUGUUACAUGGGAAUGCGACAACUGUCAAGCCAUCAAUCCAGUAGCGUAAUGUCUAAUCUGAUUGGCACUGGCUCUCCCAAGAUCUCAUGGAACAGUCUUUCCCACUGCUACCUGAGAUCAUUUGAGUGGAGAUGCCGAGCUUCUAACUUUUGUCAUGCAAAGCUUGUCCUCUGCGACUGAAUCAAGGUAUUUUACUAUGGGGUCUGGUUGUAAUUUAAAUGACCCAGUAGUGCUCUCUGUGUACCUUUGGAAUGAUAACUUUUGAAAACAUGACCGGAUACAUCAUUUUGAAACUGACGUCUCUAUAAAAGUCAGGAAAAAUUGUCAGUCACUACCACCCCGUGUUUGAAUGAUUAAUGGAAGCUCUGCACAAUUAAUUUUUUCAUUGUUUCAUUCUCUUAUGGCAUUCAUUUUUUUUAAAUUGCAAUGUUCAUUAUAUCGUUAUGAUUGCCUGCCAUGCUUUAGUGGGAACUUUAUUGGAGAAAAAAACCCCAGCACUGCUAGCAUUCCUCCCUGCCCCUUCUACUGGGUACACCUUGUAUAGUUAAACACAUCCGUCAUGCAUUCAGGCUGCAUAUAUUUUUCAUUUUUAUUUGAAGCUAAUGGAUAUGCAUAUUUAAUUUUGAAAUGAUGAAAUGCUUGUAAGAUGACUAUUGAUGCUUAGUGAUUUGCUGCCUAAGGGUUCUAAAGAUGAUCCCUAGUAGGAGGAUGGUAAUCAAGAAAUGCAAAACAGUUUGUGCCCCAAAUAUCGCCACCAGCCAUCUAGACGAUCAGAAAUGUAGUUUGCCUCCUAUUCCGGUUCCCCUGGGAAAUGCCAUUUUGUAGUCAGUUUGUAAUGCAUUUUGGCAGCACUGUGAAGGUAUAUACCUAGAAGGGGGGAAACGACGACAAAGUAAACUGAAAAAAAUCAAGCAGUUUCUGAGAUACCUUGCAUGGUGCUUUGGCGCCUUGUAUUUUCCUGUCACAAUGAAACAUCUGUUGUUGUGUAGAAUGCUGUUUUAUUCUCUUGCGCCUCUUGCAGAUAGUGCUGUCCCCAUGGAUUAGGAAGUGCUAGUUCUUAAAAGUGAGGGCCAUAACAAAAAUGAAGGUAAUUUUUCAAACAAACAGAUAGGAGCUGUGGGGGCUUCCAGAUCAGGUCCAUGGGGGCGAAGGGGAACUGUUUCUGCUGCGGCCCUGAUCUAGAUAAGAGGCCCCAUAGCUACUACUGGUAACCACAGGAGGAUGGGACCCAGGUUGAAACUAGGGCAGGGGUAGGCAACCUAAGGUCCGGGGCCCGGAUGCGGCCCAUUCGCCUUCUCAAUCUGGCCCGCGGAUGGUCCGGGAAUCAGCGUGUUUUUACAUGAGUAGAAUGUGUUCUUUUAUUUAAAAUGCAUCUCUGGGUUAUUUGUGGGGCAUAGGAAUUCGUUCAUCCCCCCCUCCCAAAAAAAUAUAUAGUCCGGUCCACCACAUGGUCUGAGGGACGGUGGACUGGCCCACUGCUGAAAAAGGUUGCUGACCCCUGCACUAGGGCUAAAGAUUCCCUUCUCCUUCCUGUAGUUCCAAUCCAGUUUUCAGGAGUAGGAGUCUUCGUUCCUAUUUACUAUUUAAAAGUGAAAUGAAAACCAUCCUUUCUGUUUUGUCCCUGAGUUGUGGUCCCUCCAAGCAAGAUGCUUGUGUAAAACAAGAGUAAUGCUUUAGCUUCUUUUUUCCUCUGGCUUCUUAUGCUCUACCUAUUGCUUGAAUCUUUUGUCUUAUGACUUCAUUCUACAGUCACCACUUCGUGCCAUUAAGGACUCCUGUUUUUUUUGGGGGGGGGGGUAAGCAGAUGGCUUCUUAAAAGAUUAAUGAAGUUGUCUAUAGCAGUAUAUUUCUAGCAGAAAUAAUAAAUGGGGACUGAGUAACUUGGGCAGCUGUGAAGGUCACAGCAGAAAAAGUAGCAUAAGUAGGUAGACCACAGAUUAUUUGCAUAUUUUUAUUCAUAAUGAGCAAAGCUUAUAAAAUUUGCAUAAACCUUGUGGCCGUCAAGUCAUAGUUCUUAGACAUUUCAAAACUCUCCAUGCCUCUGUUAAUGCAAUUUGCAGGCACUCCCUUCCUAAAUACCUUUAAUUAGAAAUCAGUUCAAGUGAUUUAAGUGGAACAUCAUUUCAUGUAAGUAUGCUUUAGGGAACAUGUUCUAAAACUGGUGAUAUUUGUAAUAAUUCUGGAGGUGGCUAACAGUUGACAGUGGUUUUAAUCUUAAGGCUUAGAAAUAUGGUCUUUCCUUGCAAACAAAUAUUUCCUGUGGAAACAAAUAUUAUCCUGGUUAUUUGUAUUUUAUGCAGCUUUUAUAUCUUAAAACUAACUGCAUUAAAGAGUUUUGAAUCCCCAGAAGAUUAGAACUGCAACACAAUCUCUCAGAUCAAGAGAUAGUAUUAAAUUGCCCCAGUUGGGGUGUGUGUGUGAAAGAAAUGGAAAGCUGUGAAUGGGGCAGGAUGAUCAGCGAUUUCCUACACAAUGGAGGGUAUGUUGGUGGUUCACUGGAGAAAGCAUUUAGAAUCAGUCCUGCCCUGACCACACUCAUUUCUUUUCUCUGUGGACAGUAUUCAACUAAAUCUUGUGCUAGCAUAAGGGAAUUUCCCCUUGUUUCUUUCCCCCACAUGCACCCCAUGCCAUCCCCAAAUCCCUGAAGGAUAGAGAAGAAACCCCAGAACAGAUUUAGAGGGCAUGCAAGUGGAAGAUGGGGAGAACAUUUCAUUGCACAGGGUGAAAUCCUUGUGCUGACCUUAGCACUAUGCUUCACUUUAGCUCCACCUUAGCACUAUGUUGAAUACAGCUCCACACCUGCUAGAUCAGUCAAGAACAUAGCUCCCAUUCCUGCAAUCUUAAAAAAUGUUAUCCUAACCAGAGAGAUUAUCCCAAUUUUUUCCCCAUAACUAGUUUUGGCAGGAGGGUUACUUUCCAUUCUCCUAAACAUGUCAAAAUUAUUAACCCAAUCUUUCCAUCCAUUCUUCCUUUCUGUAGUAGUUCUUUUCAAAUGAGUUUCUAAAGAAGCAAACCUCUGGCAUGUCCCUGGUUCACACAUGAUCUAUAAUGAUGGUAGUGUCCUGGCUGGGUUUUUAAAAAACCUUUCUCCUGUCUACACACUUAAGUCUUCAUUCAGCGAGAAGGUGACUAUCUACAGAAUUCUGGCAAACUCAAGAGACUCAGUGACUGAUGAGUGCCAUCUUCACUAAGGAUGAGUUGUUAGGAAUAUGUUGCAAGAAGUAUUUGGGGAGAGUACUACCAGAAAUAACACACACAGAAGCCCUAGCAAAUGGUACAAUUAAGGCAAUGUGAACACAUGAUGUGAACAAUGCAGAUGAGUGCACUAGCUCUGAAGUCACUUGUUCUUUCCAGGCUUCUAAAAUGUGCAUGUGUCUGCAUAUAAACAACCUUCCACACUUUAUACAUUUGCCUUCCAUUUGCUGUAAGAUGACUGAAACAGUGAUGAAGGGAAGGGGUGGAGCAAGGAAUGCUAGAAUGCUCAUUCUGCUUCACUCCCUAUUAUGCUUAAAUUGACCGGACUUUAAAGCAUACUUUGGACUAGAGAAGUAGUUUCUUCAGUUCCAAAUUAGUAAUGAGAGAAGAGCUAGAAGUUAAAAUGUGAGACAUAGGGACAAGACCUGGAAGGUGGGGAUGGUUCUGUACAUCCAUCACAAAUUAAGGAAGAGGCUUCUCCUAUUUCAUACUCCGUUCUGUCCUUUCCCCUUAUUUGGAAUCUCAAAAGGCAGACCAGGGCAGUGCCACUCAAAGUGGUGGUCCAUGGAUUUGUGCUUGUCUGCAAACCAUCAGCUGCUGGUCCACAACAACUCCACCACAGCCCAAGUUGGGAGGGAUGUUUCAGGGACCAAAUAUGGCACCAGUUCCUGGCACAUCAGUGGGGUGCGAAUUGCUGGUCCACCACAGCAGACAGUUUGAGAAACACUGGACUAGGGAAUGCUUUCAGGACAGCUAUUUUUCUGCUGUCUGAAUACUUAGCUUUCAAUACUACCCAUGAAACAAAUAAUCAGAGCUUGUAAAGAAUUUCUGUAAAGGGGAACAGUAUAGUCUGGCAUUACAUUUAAUAUAGAGAUAGUGUUUUUCAUUGUGCCUUUUGGUUGAAGAUCUUUAGGUUAUACUACUGAUAUUUAUUCCCAGCUCAUCCAUAACCAGGACAGCUACAUGUACUAUUUUUGUUAAUCAAUACGAGAUUCUCUUAGCAAAAUUCUUACACUGUGGUUUAAAAGAGGUCCUUCCUUCUCCUGCAUAGCAAAGUGUUUUAUUGAACUAUGUGCUGCUUCACAACCCAACCCUCUAGAGUAGAUUUUCUGUGGGAAUGAAGGAAGGCUUGAAUAAAAUCACACGUCUCUUCUGCCUACUGGAGAAUCCUCUGAGAAGAGCUACACUCACAGGAUCUCUGGAUUCAAGCUCUUUAUCUUAGAUCUAUAAUGCCUUAUUUGUCUUUGUCAUCACUAACUCGCAUUUUGCACCACUGAAAACAUUAACUCUUGGGAAGCACAAGAGGAAUUGUCUGCUCAGCCCUAGAGUUGCCCUCCAAAGGGGCCAGGCAGCAGAAUGUAUUGAUGUCCAAGUGGCAUCCUUCUAAAUUAUUGGUCCUAAAGCUAAAUUCUAAACAGAAAAUUUGGGAAUAGUAUGUACAGAAGACAGGUAUGAAUAUGGGUUGGUUGUGCACAGCCUUCUAUCUAGUCUCUUGGCUGGACUGUCUUUUUAUUGAUUUAAUACCACUAAUCCCCAUGUCUGCUGUUGGGAGGAGCAGAGAUCAGAAUGUAAAUCAGUGCAGUUCCCAUGUUGAAUGUGAAUAUUGAGUACGUGUACUGCAUCCAACAACCAGUAACCUACAACAAGGCCUUAUUCUUCAAAUGUGAUCAUUUUUGUUUGUUUGUUUCUCCCAAUUUUUCCUGGAACAGAAUACAAUGAUGGCAUUCGUGUACCAGGUUCUGGUCUUGUAACAGCAUCAUUGUAGUUUCUGGGGAAGACAGAAAAGGCAACCCAACUCUGACCUGCAAUAACGUUAUCUGCACCAACCUGGUGCAUAAUGUGUGUAUACAGAAUCAAGGAACUGAACCCAACAUUUAUUUCAUAUGUACUGCUUAAAUCUGUAGACACAGGCUAGGUCACAAAAAUCAGGUUAGACUUUUAAUAAAAUAGGUAUGGAGGUUUUUUGAGUGGGGUUUUUUUUUUUUAAGUAGAAGUUUUUUCUGUUCCAGGCAUAUCUAGAAUUGCCUUCAAUUAGAUAGGCUUCCCAGCUUUUAAGAAUUAAUAGCCCAAUGUUGCAGGUGUAUAUGAGUUAAUCCUCUUGUUCUUGCAGUAUCAGAAAUAGAGCCUUCAUCUUCAUUUCCUUGUGAAGUCACUUGGGAGGUAUGAGGCUCUGGUGGUGUCACACAACAGUGUGAUGUCAACGAAAGCUAGCAGAAAUUACCUAACUAGCUUUAGUGUCAUAUAUCCAUAGACUUGGGUUUAUUAAUUGGGUCUUGUGGGGUUCCUCUGAUUUGGGCCUUUCUGGUAUUAUCUGAACCACUAAGUUGCUGAUACCAUCUUUCCUGUUAGCAUGCAGAAAGCGGUGAGGAAGAUGCACUCCUGCAGUUGCUUUUAAUCUACUGUUUAGAUAUGUCAGUGUAGAGUGGUAUGAUUGAGGCUUUGUGGUAAGCCAUAUGCCUUGAGCUUGUGCAAAUGAAAAGUUUGAAUUAGCUGCUAUAUAUGUGCGUAUGCAUGAGUGUAUGAAAGAACAUGAGGGUAACAGAAGAGCAAUACAGCAAAAACAACUUGAGGUUAAAAUGCAUGCCAUGUUGGUUUAGUUGAAUUUCUUGCUUACGUUAGAUACUGAGAUGCAGGGCCCAGGUGCUUAAGACCAUACUGUACAAUCCUAUACAUGUUGACUCAGAAGUAAUUCCCAUUGAGUUCCGUAGGGUUUACUCCCAGGUAAGUGGUUAUGGGAUUGUAGGCUAAAUCUAGCAGGCAGAUUUCUGAAGUGUCCAGUUGAUUACUCUCCUGGAAAUAAAUCCCAUCAAUUCACUUCCUUGUUAAAGUGUGUUGGUAUUGAUGUGUCAUAUGCCAAUCAUUCCUAUGCAUUGCAAGGGGUUUGAACUAGAGGAUCCUCGUGGGUCACCCUGCAAUUCUAUAAUUCUGUGAUUGAAUAACAGGAAUGUUAAUAAGCUGUUUUAAAAAACUUAGGUCAGUUCAUUCAUUCGCUAACAAAGGAAGUACAUUAUUUUUAGAAAUACUCAAAUUUUGCAUCAGAAUUUUAAUUCUGUUAUUGAGUUAGACAAUUUAAAUUCUUUUCCUCAGUGUGUUAAAAUAGAUCAAGUUUAAUCCAAACAUGAUUUCCAUAACCUGUCUGUCUGCACAAAACAUUUAUUAUUGAAGUUUGCUAAGUGGAAUCUGUGCUAUGGUGCCUCAUUAAUCUCCUUUACUUCUUCUCAAACUGGGGCUUCCUGCUUCCUUGACAUGAAGACUGUUGCUGUGAGGAGAUAGGAGGUAUGAAAAACCAGACAGUCAGUAAACGUGGGGUGGCCUCGGCACACUUCAUUGCAGAAUACAUGAUAGUAAAAUGUUUGAUAGGCUCAACUUUAAGUUCAACUGCAGCUUUAACUUGCCACUUGCUAUAGUUGUGAGAUACAGCAAUGUAUUUAUGCCUAGGUAACUUGCACACAUUUAUAGAUGCUGUAUGUAUUAAUAUGCCAGCAGAUUAUUCUUCUUUUUAAGCGAUGAGUUCCCCAUUCCCCAUUGGCUACAAAAAAAGCACAUGUACACUUGCUCUUUCAACACCUACUGGCAUGUGCAAGUAUGUCCUUACUCUCUUGCAUUCACACAUUCAGGCUUGCAGAUACAUGUGCAUAUGCCAGCAUACUCCUAUAUGCGCACUGAUCUACACAUUCUUUCUCAUGCCCAGAAAUGUUUUCUCAGUUGCAUGCAGACCUGCACAUCUCCCUUCAGUAGGCAACAGUAUUGGCUUGUUUUUGCUAGUUACGUUUGCUGGAUUUUGUGACCCAGCUACAUCACAUAGUGGUAAUUCAAGCUACAGUCAAGGCUGUAUUCCUGCCCAUUUUUAUUGAACCUUGUACACAUCCUAUGCAUGUUAGUGCUUCAGGAUAAUGAGGUGAUAUAUUUUGACCAUUGACCUAGCAAUAUUAUCAAAAAUAUGAAUACAUGGGAACUAUUUUGCGGCUAGCCACCAGCAUUAAAGGAAGGGGUUCUAGUAGUAUAAUUGUAAAAACAAGGGCAUUUGUAGACCAAAGAAGCUGUUUGUCAGAUGCAGACUUGCUCAGCGGCUCAAUUUGGUGUUAAGUGCAGAAGCCCUGUCCAAUGACUAAUCUAUUGAUAUUGCAAUAUUAAAUGUUCAUUGUUUAUGUGAAAUGUUUCAUGUAGGGAAGAAUAUGCUAUUUUUUUGGUUCUGGUUUAUUUUGGAUGCUUUCAAUACAGUAAUACAUGUUCUCUUGCCGACAAGAGUGUUUUUUGUGUGUUUGUUUAUCUCUCAGGUAAGCGCAGAGCACUGAAGUUGAAUUUUGCAAACCCACCUUUCAAAUCCACAGCGCGAUUUACUUUGAACCCUGGAGUUCCUUUUCAGAAUCCACACAUGUGAGUAUAAAGCCAGAAAUUCCACCAGAUGGAACCAUUUUGAAGUAGGAAGAUAAAGCACUUUCCUUUGUCACACAAAUUUUGUAGGCAGCUCAAAAGAUAAAAUUGUAGUCUGGACUGAGACGUAGGAUGUUCUGUUUAUGUAACAUUUUCUCAUGUAUUUUUGGAACUUCAAAUAAGCUGUUUUACCUAAAGGCUUAAAGCAAGACUACUCCUUUGAACUGUACAAAAAAAAAAAGUCCUGUCAUUUGCUGGCAAGUCAUCUCCAUAUGGCAGAGGUAGCUUACCUGUGGUCCUCCAGAUAUUAUUGGACUACAAGUUCCCAUCAGCCCCAGCGAGCGUGACCAAAUGUAGCCCCACGCUGCCAACCACAGUUUAGCCACUCCUGCCUUACGGUUAAUGUCAUUCACGGACUGCAUAAACCUAUGCCUGCUGCUUUUCAAGUUUGCAAAGUUUUUAUUCCUGUAUUUGUUUUUAAGAUAUUUGUGUGAGACAUCUUAGUUUUAAAAUUGAGGGGGUUCUUUUUUUAGAAAUCUAAGAGGUGGUGAGAAAUUACUAGAACCCUGUAAGUCUCCAAGAAAGGUGUUAACGGACAGCCUUAUAUACAGGUUCAGUGUAAAGUGGAGUAUCCAACAAUUGGUUGUUUAAUGCAGCAGAAUGUCUCUUGAAAUACAAGCCUUGUGUCCUCAGAUCCACCAAUCUGGACUGAUGGGUGACUUCUCAGGCUGUCCAGUCAGCAUCUCCUUUAUAUUCCCUUGUGAGGUUUUUGAAGUCCGGCAGAGUAAAAAUCCUCAGAGCUUUGUGCCUGUCAUUCCUCCAGUUGCUUGUACUUCCUUUGGACAAUUCUGCCAUGUAUGUGUGUCUGUAUGUUGCGGCUUUGUUCAUAUAGCUCAGAGCUUUCUAUUUCCCAUGAAUAUAUCAGUUUCAUUUCCUUAUUAAGAAACUCUUCCUUGUUUUGAUUCUAAAGCUAUCCAAGUAAUUAUAGAUGGACUUUGGAAAAGUAUUCCUGUUACUUAUAAGGUCAGUUCUGAAAACCAGAAGAUGCAGCUAUUUCAGUAGACAUUCUUAUAAGAUGUCCAGUUUCUCAUCCCAAAAGAAGAGAAGCAAGGUUCAGCCUGCAGAGUUCUGGCAUCCAGCAGUACCACCAUUUAUAAAAUGCCAUAUUAAUUUAAGGACUUAGGACUUACUCCCCAUAUUAGAAUAUAUAAGCUAGCUGGACACAAUCUUUUCACAAUAACCUCAUCGGUCCUUUCUCUAUGUAGUGGUUCUGCACAACUUUUGUCUUUCAACUUUUUCUCUUUGAUAGAUUUCACCUUCUUAAGACCUUUAUUCUUAGUAAGUUAAUUCAUCACCUUCUAGUGACUUUCUUUAAUAGUGAUAUUUUUCAUUCAGUGGCUUUCUGAACUGGAAUUUCUGUAGAUAAUAGCUGUUCUUUUCUGGCUGUUCUUCUUGCAUCUAAUAAUAAAAUCCCUAAUUUCAGGCUCAUCAGGCAGCUGGUGGUAUUGCUUUGAACUUAAGACUAUUUUGAUAAAGUAGGUUGGGCAAGGGGAGAAAUAAGUUUUUUCUGCAACAGCCAGCUUCCCAAAUAUUGUGUUGGGGGUUUUUCUAGACCACCCACUGUAGAGAUAAAUAUAUCUUACAUUUGACACUGAACAUCAUCAAUAAUCUGUUUUGAGAAUAAACUUGUUAUGUAGUCUGUGAAAGGAAGCCUAUUUCUAUCAUAAAAAUUGUGUUGGGUAGUUCUUUUGAAAUAGGAAAGGCUUGUUUUAUCCAUUUGUCCCCCUCACCUUUACAAACUCCUCAUUUAGUAUUUAGGCUGCAAUCCUGUACCAGCUUACCUAGGAACAAGCCCCACUGAAGUCAGAGGGGCUUACUUCUGAGUAGUCUUGUCUAGCAUUGCACUGCGAGUGUUCAGUGGUUAAUUUUUUUAUCAUCUUAUGUCUCAGAUUUAUGAAGGUUUUCUUAGGAGCUGGUAUGUUAACAAGUAAGGAUCAUAACAUCUAAAAAAAAUCUCAAAUUCUUUUUGAAAAUCUUUUGCUAAUGUGGGUUUUUCUAAUAUGUCAUUCUUCUUCUAGACACCUUUUCUUGUGUUGGAUAUUUACUUUGUUACCUGUUAUGGAAGUCCAUAUGUGCUAUGAAUGAGGCCAUUUGUUGUUACUGGAUUAAAUCUUGAUUUCCAGUCAUUGUAGAUAGUGUUUCAUUAGUUGGUGGUUAUUCUUCAUUCUGUAUAAAAGAGCAGCCUAAACAUAACUGUGUUGAUUAGAUUUUGGGGAUGUAGUUUGUCAUCCCAUUCAUCUAGAUGGGUAAUGCUGAAAUUUCAGAGAGGAUAUUUUCUCCUGUGGAGGCUAGGCAUUUGGGCUCAGUUUUGAAGGCUUUAUCCUAUUUUUCUAAACGAUUGAAAAUGUUGGACAAUUUGCUUGAUCUUUGUGUCCUUAAAGCUAAUGGCAGUCAUUGGUUAUACUGCUCCUUACCCACAUUUAAUUGCCCCUUAGGCAUACUUUGAUGGGUUCACAGGUUGUGUUCAGGGGCUUCAGUGAUGGAAUUUUCAGAUAAGAAAUUGCAGCUUUUAUUACAGGCAGGUUGAGGAAAGGAAUGUAUCUUCUUUAAAGCUCUUCAUUCCAAGAUUUUCUCUGUCCAGAAUUCAGCUGCCCCCCAAAAAACAGCUAUGGAGGAGAUUACCAAAACACAUUGUUCAGGUGAAAAGUGGUUUCAGAAGGGGAUAAAUAUACUUGGUGAUAAGUAUCAGUGUGUGCUUGCGGGCUUCUCUGUUUAUAAGGAAGAAUGGUUUUAGCAUAAUGUUAGCUUUCUUUCUGUAGAAUUUGUGGUUGGCUACUUUAUUCAAGGUGAAGCUGCCUGGUUUGUCCUGCAGCUAUAUGUAAAUUAGGCAUAAAGCUUUGCGGAAAACUGCUGCCAGUGUGCCCACCACCAGGUUAGAGUUUAUUCACACUUUAUUGCACCGUCCUGUGCCUUCUCCUGUCACCUUGGCUAGAUAAGGAGCAGAGUUCUUUAUGUGUGUUCUAAAAGUUACUUUAUGUGCUAACAUUGUGGUUAAAAUGAUGUUACAUACAUGUAAUUGUAAUAUGUCUGUAUUGGUCCUAUAAUUUUAACUUGAUAAAUUUAAGACUAGUUACUCUGACUUGAUGUUUUUAUGGUGUGUCUAGGUCCUUGCCAAAGCUUGAAUUAAAUCUCCUGAAUUAGCAGUUACCUCAUAUGCCACAUGUAUAUAAAGGCAACAACUUACUUGCGCAUGUUUGUGCACAUGCACAUCAAAUUGACCUGGAAGUGGCUGGAAAAGGAGGCAUAAUGGGGCAGAGUGGGCUUAUGUGUGCUCCACCAUCGUGCACAGUAACCUGGCACGCAACCCUCACACAAAUCGAGGGUUGCCUGUAAUUCUUUCUUCUGUGUAGUAUAGAUUGAUAGAGAUUCUCAUUUUGUGUUUUGUAAACAGUCUAGUACUUCAUUUUCAUAGUUUCACCAUAGAAUAGCAACAUAGCAACAACUUCCACAGUGGGAAGGUUCACCUGAGUCCUAUGAUAGAUCAGUAUUGUUACAACUCGCUCUUCCAUUUCCCCUUCCUUUUUUUCUACCUCUGGCUUGGCUUGGGUUCUUCUGAUUUGGAUGGAUUAGGGUCAAAUUUUUCCCUACAUUGAUUGUAGAUUAUUCUGAAAGUUUGUAGAGGUGGUAGAUAUACAGUCUUCCAUGCACAUGAGUCUGUUGCUUAAUUCUAGGUAAACUAUACAGUAAGAUACAGAAUGCACAAUAACAUCUGUAGACCCUAGGGGCUGUUCUGGUACUGUGGUGAUUUACAUUUGACUCACAACUGUUGCAGCCCUGGUUGGGUAUUUAUAUCAUCUAUGGAGCCCUGUUAAUGAGUCCUGGAGGCUGCUAUAGUGAACCACGUUGAGACUAGAAAUAUUUCAUGUUCCUUGGUGCUUUGCUCCCAUUUUGUAAAAGAUCAGACAUAAGAGUUUCCGCUUAACAAAAGGCACAACUGGGAGAUACAACACUUUGCCAGAACAGCAGCAGGUAUGCUUCUUCCCUGAUGCAGUGCAGCUGUAUUUGUUGUACAGUGGCUGCAGAGAGUGAGUGGGGAAAGCAUGUACAUACAUGGCUUUCUUGAAAGUAAAAGGCCAGGUAAGAGUUUUUUCCAAGCUGGUUCUGCCCUGUUUACUGAGGUUUAGCUGCUUCAGCUAAAGCAGAUUGGUAAGCUCUGGCAUUCAUUGGGGUGGAAUCUACACACAGGUUAAAAACGUUGUGAAAAUGCUUUUUCUAAAAUCGUUUUGAAAAAUGCAUGGAAUUUGCUAUAGCUCACAGUUGGCAUCUAGUGUCACAAUUGUAUAUUGCACUUUACAACACAUUCAAAACAUUUUGUUUGCAGCUGUAUAGCUAAGUCCUCCAGAUCUCUAGAUUGUAUUUGUUUGCAAGAAGUGAGAUACGAACAGAUACUUUCAAGCUGACCAUCACCUUGUUACAUUUCAUCAGAAAGAAUUCUGCUUAAUUCGUGAACCCCAAUAGUUCACACUUCCUGCUAAGUCUUUUACACGGCACUUUUCUUGCUAUACACUAUAAAACUGACAGCAUUGAGGGGAAGUGAAUAUGGCUGGAGAGCUCGAAAGGGGUUUGCAAGUGAUCCAGAUCAACAUCUUUACUACGUUCAUAAGUCAUUAGUUUCUCUUUGAAUACAGAAUUGUUGAGGCCAUCCAGGUUACAUAGAUGAAUUGCAUGUAGAGGAAUAAGUUACUGCAGUUGGAGCAUGGCUUCCUAAGAUAGGCACUAAGAUCCAAAGUGCACACUUCAACUUGAUGAAGUUGAACCAAAGUUCUUGAUUCUGAAGGCUGCAGCAUGGACAGAUUCUCAAAUGGAUGGCAUUGCGUUAAAUCUUCAGGUCUUAAAAAAACAAAAUAAAAUCAGAGCAAGGGAGAUUUGGCCGUAAUUAAAUCAUUUCUGCUGGAACAUGACUUUAAUCCCGAGGUACCUAAUGAUUCUGUGCAUCUAGAAUAGAAGAGGAAGUACUAGACUGGCAUGUUCCCCCUAAGCUUUCUUCUUCAGAGUACCUUUGUUGAACAGCCCCAGAAUAUUUUAAAACUCUAGCUGGAGAACUGCCCCCCAUGUCCUUUUCAUGCAGCUUCAAACUUCCCCUCAAGGGUUGGGGCAGGCACCUUCCAACUCAGGUUUUUCUUUUUCCUUGACGAAGGUUCAGGAUUUAGAAAAGUAAAAUCUAUGCAGAGAGAAUUAAUUCCAGUACAUUUUUUUUGGACAAGAAUUAUAGAAUUAUUAUAUUUGAGUAAAGACUGUCUCCAUGCCAACCAUUACAGUUUGCUAUAUUUCACAAUAGAGAUCGCCAGAAUGAUUAUCAGAUAUGGUGAGCUCAUCUCCACUGUCUUAGACAAGGUUCCUUAUCAUUUUACUCUUCCGAAGGAUGCUUUCAUAUACACAUUGCUUUAGGAACAGUGGUACAACCCUCGCAGUUGCCUAAGGCAUUAUUUAUCCUGUGUAUCUCACCUUAGAUCCUUGAAGAAGAUGCCUUAAGGACUUCGUUUCUUCUCUUUUUUGAAUUUCUAGGAAGGGUCAUUGUAUCCACCCCCCCCAUUCCUAUUGGAAAGAUCAGAAUAAUUUACUUUCUCUCUUCUUACUUGUGAGCCUCUGGUUGGAUUUUCCUUUUUUGUGGGGGGCGGGAAUCCUAAGAAGCAGAUCAGAGAAGCAUCAUGGCAGAUCUCUGUGUCCCCCUCUCUGUCUCUCCUUAAUUAGCAGAGGACUCAAGGAGAUUUUGAUGCAUCCCUUUUCCUAACAGUCUUGACCGUUGGUUUUUAUGUAUGUAAACAUACUGAAUCUUCCUCCCCUGUUUGUCCUGCCCCUGCAAAGGGGUAGGUUUAGUUAGUGUUAGAAGAGGAGAUUUCUUACCUGGAAAUACUUGUGAGAGAUUCGGAUCCAGAAACUUCCUUGUUCCUCACACAAUCACAGAGUGGACAGUGAAAGCUAGCUUCUAGCUCUUCCAGUUUCUUAGGGAAGAAUUCAGUUCCCUCCAAUCUAAAUAAGUAGGGUAAUAGUUACUUCUCCUGAUUGGUGGAUCCAAGACACAAGCACUAGUUUUCAGGUAAGAAAUUUACCUUUAUCAAAACAAUAUGAUGAAGCAAUGUAGUGGUAAACAAUGUAGUAAAUUGUGACAAAGAAGGUCAGUGGCACUAAUUAGUUGAUUUUAGCUAGCAAUUUUAUUGCAGGUAUGUAGUUCAUAGGACAAAAGGAAAUACUGCAUCUGAAAUUAAGGCUGGCAUGCUAUUCCUAAAUGGUCUUGCUUGGAGGUAAGCCCCAUUUAUUUCCGAGGGAUUUACUCUCAAGUAAGGUGGCAGCGGAUUAUAGCCUUCCAUGGCUUUCAUGCAUUAGUAUUAAAAAGGCUUUAAAUGAACUGCCACACACUUUGCUUUUUUUCCUUUUUCCAAAAAGAGAGGUAUAGACUAGCCCUUAACAAGGAACUGAAAUGUGCUCAUUUUGUAUAUAAAAGGCAGUCUGUCUUUUCAGUUACUAUGUGUGUAUGUGUUAUUGUGUCAUGUGAUAACAGCACUGUGUUUUCCUGUCAUUUUUACAACUCUUUCCUGGCUGAAGUGAUACACAAGCAACAAUGGGUAGUAAUCACAUUGCCCCGUUCACUUUCAAAAGGAGAGAAGCGGAGAUGAUCGUGAAACUUUCCAGCAGGCUACAGUAAGCGUAACUGUCUGUUAGCCCCAUUGUCAGAUAUUUUCAUAACAGAAAAAGCAAAAGAAAGAAAAAGGCAUGAACACCAAUAUAGAUCCUUGCAGAAAUUUGUCAUAUUAUGAGUGAAUUAAUAUAUAUAUAUUUAAAUUAAUUAUUAAAUACUUUCAACAUAUAUUUCAUUAUUAUUGUUUAAAGCUUAUUGCUGCAUUCGUAUUAGCAAUUCCCAAUGUUCUGUCCCAGCUGACUGUCAUUGGCUCUAGAAAGACAGUGUAUUUUUUUAAAAGAGUACUGGUAUUCAGAGGGUAACGCAGUGUUAGUUUACAAAAAUCUCUCCUUUUAAAACCAUAAAUAUUUAAUUCUCAAGCAUGGUUGACCAUAAUGGAUGGAGUUGAUGCAGGUGUUAUAAGGUUGUUGCAUAUUGCCUCCAAAAAGCCUUCACUGAUAGAACAGCUCUAAAACCUGUGAAUCAAGUUGUCUUUUGUGAAGUAUUAUUUCAUUUUUGUAGCUGCCAUACUUCCAACACCUAUUGAUCUGUAAAACAGCCCCCCCCCAACAAUUAAUGGACCAGUGAAAAUGAAACGUAUGCUUUUGGUGAAGUAAGCCUGAGGCACAAUUGAGGUAGAAUCUACACACUUAUAAAAACCGUUCUGGAAACGCUUUUUUAAAAGUGUUUUUUUAAAAAAUACAUUGAAUUUUCCAUAAGGCUCACCAUCACCAACUAGUGUCACAUUGUAUAUUGCACUUAAAACACACUUAAAAUGUUUUAUUUGCAGCUGUAUAGAUGAGUCGCAAGGCAACUGAAGAGUUGCCGUCCAUUGCACGGGUGUUAGAUUUUGUUCUGAAUCUUCUUAAUUCAUAAGUAAUUCAUAUUGGCUUUGAGUACUUCUAAAACAUUUUAACAUAACAUUAUAGCGAGUCGUGGAGGAUACGGAAACAUUCUGAGAAAAUCAAGUAUUUUCAUCAAUUUGGCGCAGUUCAUCAGGUCCAAAUUUCUGAGUCAGGCAAUGCAGUACAUUUCUGGGUAACUAAAAUGGUGUGACCUUAAAGCUACUCGCCCAAACAAUGCAAAUAACUGUGCUAGUUCCAUGUUUACCCUUCCAGGAGAAUAAAGAGUCUUCUCUAAGGUCCCCUGCCUCAUACUCACUGACAAGAAAUAGUUAAACUUGUAAUUUAGGAAAUUAAACCAAUCCUCAUAUAAAGGAAAUUGUAUUUUUAUACCAUAUUUUAGAUCGGACUUAAAACUCCAUAAAAAGUUAUAAUAAGAGAAUCUAUUUCCUUAAAAUAUUUUUUGCUGAAUGUGAAAUUGUAACUUAGUGGUUUGGGGUAGCAGACUGCAGGCCUCUGGGGACUACUUUGUUAUUUUCCUUAGACCCCAUGAACUGGAGACAGGUAUAAAAGACAUAAACUUAUAAUUGAAGUGUGUUAAGCCCAGGAAUUUGCCUUUAAGUUUUGGAACUGAAAAGAGCCUCUAGUGCUUCCUUACAAAAAUAUACUUUGUCAUACAUCAUUCCCCGCCCCCCAGCUUGGUUUCCACAGGGAUCAUUUUGUUGCAACAGUUGCAACAGUUGAAAGCCAGUCUUCGUCAAUCUACUUCACAUCACCCAGGGAUCUGUCAGUAGAUUCCAAUUUAACUACUCUGCUAUCCCAAACAGAUUAUUGGACUCAUCAUGUUCAAAUCACUGAUUUUGUUAUGUCAUCAUAUAUAUAUAUAUAUAUAUAUAUAUAUAUAUAUAUAUAUAUGGAAUCAGGCACAUCACUGGCUCUGCUCCCUGGGCAUCCAUGCAUAAGAUUAUUCUCUGCAGAGAUUGGGGUCUCAUGCCAUGACUAUGAUGCUUUGCCUUGAAAAGUGGCAAUGCUUACAGGAUGCGUUUACAUCGUUUGAUAUAUUUCUUUGUUGUGAUGAAGAGGGACAGGCAAUUUUGUCCCAAAGCUUUUCUGCUUCAGUUUUUAGGCAUCUGCAGCAGUAUGGAUGUCAUUUACCAGCACAUCUGUAAUACCUCUUGUGCCAGUGCUGGAAAAUCUGGGCAAAGCAAACAAGAAUGAUCAAGCAGGAUUCAAGAGUGCAUAUUGUCUUGCCAGGGCAGCAAUAUUACUAGAUGCCUUGCCUCUUAGGAAAGAAAUACUGUCUCUGAUUGUUGGCUGUUGAUGGUCUCACUCCUGUGAAAUUAUUUCUGUGUCCUUUCAGUUGCUGGUAGUUCGUUCAUUUUUUUUUUGUCAUACUGUAAAAUGUGGCAAAUGAUUUUACUAGCGUAAGCACUUACAGGUGUUGCAAUAAUGGCUUUCAAGCUCCAUAGCACUCCUCCUCAUGGUAAAUCUGCCCCCUUAGCAUGAAGGCCUUUUAAAAUGUUCUUUUGCCAUAGAUUUGACUAAUUGUUCCAUUGUCUGUUGCAAAGUGUACUGUUAUAACCACAGCACGUACACUUAUUUUCUGUAGACCUGGAAAGAAUUAAAACUGGUUUCUUUUGUUAAUCUAUAAAUUCUGAGAACUGUUGUAGUGAGAAUUGCCCUCCAUCCAGUUGGCUUUCCAAACCCUUAAGAGCAAGGUAGUGCUAUGUUAUCUUCCUGUACUAGAAUAUUGCUUUUUAGCCUUGCAGUGUGCUGCUGUUAAGGUUUUACUACUCCGCAGAGAUCCUGGGCUCAUAGAUCUCUCAUUCACAAGGACCCCUUCUACAUAAUGCCCUGAUUGGUGACAAUCAGGAAGCAUUAACGUAUGAUAUUUUUGAUAAGGGGAUUUAGAGCUAUUGUGGUAUUACCAUAAAAACAGCUCUUUCCCCCAGUACUAUUAGUCUGUGUGGAACAGUAGUGAUCAGAACUGGGAUCCCACGGGCAAUGUGUGAUUGGCAACACUGAUCACCUGCAGGUGCAUUUGUACAGAAGUCCUCUGUGCAUAAUUGCCCUGUCAGUAUUUCUUAUUGAGUCACAGUUUGUUAAAGCUUUAUCAUCCUUGGAACAAGAAUGCUAAAGUUUGGGGUUUUAGCUGGAGCUGUAUACCUGUCCCAAACCUUUGAGUUCUGUUUCAGCAGCUGUCUAGCAACUUGUAUGCCUUCUAGAUUGGCCUUAUUAACUAGCAUAUGGUUCUCAUUCUACAAGAAACUGAGGUAUAUCCUUGUAAAUUCCCCAAAUCUGAUGGCUUACUCUAGCAGAAGGUAAGAUGGAAAAAAUGAAAUACUCCCCUCCAGAGAGUCAGAAACGUUAAAAACAAUAAAACAAACAGGCAAUAUGCCUAUAGAAAAAGAACGGUCUGCUGUGAACCAGCAGCUGCACUAAUCAACUAAUUUUGUCUGAAUUAGGUUUAAAUUCCUUUAGCUCCAUGCAAUGCAUUACCAGCCUCAGUCACUGAUUCUGUUAGGACUGAAAUGGAAAUGAGAGAUGGGAGAGGUGUUCAGGUUCUUGUCUGAACAUGUAAGCACCAAAUUGUGUAGGGAUUCUGGGUCCAGUGUACAAGCCCUGCCCCCAACUUCAUCAUGCACACUUCCCUCAUUCAGUCCCUGACCUUCUCUUGUGUAGGGAAGGUCUGUGUAGGAAUUCUCCUCAUGUGAAUGCAAGUACAACUCUCUUCGUGAUCAAUCAUGUACAAGUGAAUGUGGGUAGAAUUCCUAUAGAAGAUGGGAAGGUUUGGAGACUGAGCAGGGAAGAGACGUGUGCAGUGACAUUGAGGGUCAAGCUUGCAUGCAUGCUUCUGUCCCUCUACGUGGUUUGGUACUUUUGUACUCAUGCCUAUACACAGUUGGAGUUGGGUGUUAUCAACUCCUGAUGACAUAGCACUCCAAAAACACUGAAUAAUCUUGUGCAGUGGUUUCUCGUAGAUGUCAGACACCAUGAGGCACAGAAUUGAACUUUUCUCCCUUGUUGGAUAUUCUUCAGUAAUGUUAAUUUAAAUUUGAUAUGUAUAUUUUAAACACUGUUGUGCACCACCCUAAAAUGAUGUUAAGAGUGGUACAGAAAUGUGUUGUAUAUAUAUUAAGCUCUGCUUUCCUGCAGCUUUCCUAGCAAAAGGACAGUACAUAUUGAAAAUGAGGAUUUGUUCUGGUGUUACUUAAAUACAGUAACCUUAAAUGGAUUUGUGUUGAUGUGUAGUGACAUUGACUUAAACCUUCGCUGUGGACAGAACCCUGAUUUACUUUUGUAUGCUUUGGUUUAUAAUUGUAUUUUGAGUGCUACUAUGGCUUCUCUCUCCUUUCUCCUCCUUAUCAAAACCAAAAGCUUCUGGUAGCUAAAUUAAUUUCUUAGUAUUUAAAUUUUAAUAUUUGGUUGUAUGAAAAGGAAAAUGGAAGUAGUUUGCACACACAACUAAAUUAGGCAGAUCUUCUAAGCAUCCAAAUGAUCCUUUCACCUAGGUAUCUGAAGGGUUGAUUAAUGAUAGAAUCAGAAACGGUAUCUGCCUUUGACUUUAAGAUAAAAAUAUUGGAAUUCCACGGAAACCUGUUAGAUAUUGUUUUAUUUAUUACUUAACCUAGAGGGAGGCGGGAUCCUAGCUGAGCAGCUCAGGCUUGUGACAGUUUGGCCACAUCUAUCCCAAGGUUAUCAGGGUGGGGACAAGCCAUUUGAAUUCUUUGACAUGUCACUGAUGUUCGAGUCCUGGGAAUCUUGUCUUAGCAAGAUGGUGAGCUAUGCUCUUGUUACAUGUGUGCUAUUUUGGGGUAUUUAAGUAACUAGCCAUAAUGCGCCCCCCAAAAAAUUAGUCAUACUAUGAUGAUGUCAAUAUUAUUUGUAUGAAUUUUCAGUAUCCUAGGAGUAGCAGACUUAGGGAGCAGUGUAUCUUUUUGUAAACAGGUUCUGGAUGUUCAGCCUUGUAGCUGCAGAAGACAAUUAGCAGGACAUCAGUUUACUUUUUUGUAGGAUCUGGGGGUGUCUGUUUCCCUAUAGGUUGUUUUUUCUCAGAUUUAUUUAAAAGCACGAGUAUUUCAUAUUACCAGUAUCCCGCAAUGUGCUAGAAGAUUGGGAGCAAUUAAUGCCCAACACCUGUGUAAUGUGAUUUCUAAGACAAAUUGCUUUAUCUUUAGCAGGUGCAAAUGGCAAAGCUUACAAUUGAAUUUCUAUUUAUUCUUUUUUGUUUCAGCUUCUCUCAGCUUCUAAAUUCUUUUCUUUUCCUUUUUCAUUCAUUAACAUUUUGUAGAAAGGUCUUGUAGGUGGUUUAUUUAUGACACAGACAGGAAUUCAGAGAUGCUGAUAGAUUAUUUUUUUGCUCGGUAUUAUGCUGCCUCUAUAUUUAUCUUGUAUAGCUGAAUCUAUAUUAAAGAUGACAUACCAAGAUCAGGGGAUGAUGGAGAAAGGGAGAGAGAUACUUCAUCAUCUUCAGAAAUUGGUGUUCUUACGUAAUGCCAAGCCUUUGUAUUGCACCGUUCUGUAUUUCCUCUUUUGUGGCAAACUGCAGUUGUAAGCCAUGAUCAAACCAUGGUUUGCAUUUCAGAUUGCAGACAAACUUUGGUUUGCACAAACUAUGUUUUUGCCUAUUUGGAUGUAACUGCAAACUGGUUUGCCACAAAAGAGGAUGUGUAACAGUGUGCAAGGGGAGGAAGGUGUGUACAUGCCCAAGGCUCUGUUUGAAUUGAGCCAGUGUCUAGGAACUAAAAAGCCUUAGAUCAAGCCUUUUUGCUAUCUAAUAUUCUUUCAUUGGUUUUAGAGGGUCUUUCUUGAAUUCAUGUUUGGACUUAUUCCAAAACUAGUAUUGCAGUGCUUUUGUUGAGUUUGCUAAGUAAUUUGAUUAAUUUUCCAUAAUUUUACAUGAGUGAUUACUUCUGAAGUAUUCUCUGCUCUUACCAUAAUCACAGUUUGUGAUAAAUGUACAAAUUUCCACAUUAAAUUUUCAGCUAUCAGGUUUGACAAGUUCCUUGGUUCAGGGCUGAGAGGAAGGGCUUUAAAACUAUGAAGCACUUCUAAAAUUGCAGCUGAGGAGCCCAGAGUUUAACAGUCCAAUCCUAAACAUGCUUAAUAAUAAUAAUAAUCCUACUGAAUUCUUUGAGACCUUCCUCUUACAAAGUAAGCUUCAUUUUCAAACAUUUGACAGUGAUGGGUAGAAGAUACUGGAGACUUUCACAUUUGUCUUGAGAUGAACACUGUUCAUAUUGGAAGACAAAAAUAGAAAAACUGUAUUUCUUCAUGCAGAACCACUUGUCAGCAAGAAAAGAAACCUAACACAGCUGUGGAAGUCUGUUCGACCCAAUGUAAAAAAUAUCCUUUAUUACUGACGCAAAAUUCUGCACACUUCUUCUAGCCUUAAAAUAUGCACCAGCGGCUUUGUGGCUUUUUGACUAAUCUUCUUUUACUUCAAAAAUACACUGACAGAAUAUUGGCUCUGCAUGUAUUUUUGGAGUUAACAUGAUCCCUUCAUUUUUUCUGUUUUCUAUUAAUAUUUAUAAACCUUUCUCGGAAACCCAACAGCCACAGGUAUGGUGUUUUCUUUAUGGUGUUAUCAAUGCAGGCAAUAAAAGGAGAAAGACAAUCACCAGCCUAAACUUAACUCUAGAAGAAUGUAGUUGCUUUAUGUUACGUAGCAUAACUAAUAUUAUCCUUCUGCAUUUCAUAGGAAUAUAAUACAGUUUUAUGCAGGAAUUUAUAAACAACCACAGAAAUAGACAUACAGUUAUUGUAAUAUAAGAGACAGAUGGUCUUGAUUAAUAGCUAAAAAAAUCUAGUUGCUUUAGGUGCAAUUGUUAUAGUAUCCUGCCCUGUUACCUCCAUCUAGAUUAGAUCCUUCAUGGAAAGUAUAUUAUUGCAUUAGUUUUAUGUUCACUACUCUGUAUAAAUGCAUUUAAUCAGUGCUGUAAGAGAGAUAAAGUUUUCAAUUGAUAUAAAAUGUGGCAAAAUUCCUUCCCAAUUUUUUUUUGGCAGAGAGAGACUGAGAACACACAGCAUUGAAUCAUCAGGAAAAUUGAAGAUUUCCCCUGAACAACAUUGGGAUUUUACUGCGGAGGACUUGAAAGAUCUUGGAGAAAUUGGACGAGGCGCUUAUGGUUCUGUCAACAAAAUGGUCCACAAACCAAGUGGGCAAAUUAUGGCUGUUAAAGUAGGUGAUGCCCGUAAUUAUUCUUGUACUUUCCAACUGCAGGGGCAAUAUAUAGUGGAUAAUUUAAUAUCCAUCCAUCUUGCGCUCAGCAGUUGUUUGCUUUCCCCCGCUAUCUGUAUAUUUUGCCUUGUAGUUUAGUGUUAUUAAAUACUUAACUGGUUUGUAAAAUUAUGGGUUAUAAAAUUUAAGGAGAACAUCUGUCAGUUUACCAGCUGCACGCGUUGCUGCACUUAGUAGAAAAACACUCCCGGCAGCCAGCCAUAAAUUCCUUUCUUUAUUUUCUUCAGACAAGAUUACGUGCCGAAUAAACAAAGCGACCCGUCUCUCAUGACGCGUUGCUCUAACUACUUUCUCUUUUCCCUCUCCCUCGAGACCAACAGAGCCAACGGCUCAGCCCCUUCCGUUUUCCCCUGUGACGUGGAUCCCCUUCUCUCUGAAGCACCCUUUCCUCCCCAGACUCACUAUCCUCUUCUCUGUCUUCUGAGGAGGACUCAGUACUGAUCAGUGGGGAUCGUUCCCUGUACCCUCUAAUUCUUUCUUCCCUCGCUGCCUGCAGUUCCCUGACAACAUCUAAUAUACGUAAGCUUCUUUUUAACACAAACGCUGUAUAUAUACUGAGACCCUUUAUCUCUAGGUUCCUGGUUUUAAAUCCAGCUCAGGUUUAUUAUUCUUAAAUGCGGUUUUGCAGUGGACAGGUCAGGGUCCUUUGUGAAACAAAGCUAGUUGCCUUUCUACAGUAGUUUUCAUUUUUCCUACUUAUCUACUUGCACCAGUGUGUUUUCAAACUGCUAGGUUGGCAGGAGCCUCGGACAAAGCAACAGGAGCUCACCCCAUCAUGUGGAUUCGAACUGCCGACCUUCCAUUCGGCAAGCCCAAGAGGCACAGUGGUUUAGACCACAGCGCCACCUGCGUCCCACUCAUUUCUUGUAAUACUCUUUUAACAACACUGGGCUAUAAAAUAACUUGAAGUGAAGGCAGAAUUGAGCCCUGUACUCAGUCCAGUUAUCAGCAAAUAUACUGGCAUGUUUCAUAACAUGUAGGCCACUAGUCAUCAAGUAUAAUAGGAGUAGAAGAGGGCGUGACCAGUAUGCUUUAUGGAAUAUUAAAUGUUCUUUACCCUGCUUUUUCCAGCAUCUGUGUCUGUGAGCUACAUAAGUGACUUCUGGCCUACAGGGAAUCCAUUCUGUCUUGUUCCCUCCUCUCCCUGAAUUUGUAGGGUGGCACAUGCCAUAUUUUUUUCUGUGUAGCCCUGCCUCUGCUGAGUCCUGUUGAGGGUCAAUAUUUGGGUUUUCCAUAGCAACAAAUUAAGGUUUGUUACCAAAUAAAUAGGUUGGUACCAACAAGGAGUUGCUUGUGUAUGCUGCAGUACAGCACACAUAAUAUGAAUGCAGAGGUGGACAUUUGUAAACACAAUGGACAGGCUACCUGAGAGACACAUCACAUUGCAUCUCCCUGAUACAUCUUUAGUGGGUCCUUGGAACAUUUAAGGAUUCACAUAACUUCCACGUUGACCUCAGCAACUGUCAUACAUUUAUCUGUAUGAUAGACACAAUUGCCAUAUUCAAACUUUGCUAUUAUGGUGAUGUUUAAUCCAUUCCCAUGUAUUCAGUAAUAAAUACUAGAUAAUAAUAAAUUAUGGGAGGAAUUCAGCAUUCCUCUAUUAUAAUGAUUCUCUCAGCUUGCCAUACAGGACGAUCUCCUCCCUGCCCCCAGGGAUGCUUUUCUGGAGGUUCCCACAAUCACUGGAACCAGUUUGAUCUUCCCAGGAUCACUCCACCUUGAUUUGUGCUCAGCUUGUGUUUUCUGUGGGAAGUCUUGAUAAUAGGUGGCUGUUGUCAAAAUGAUGCUGGAAAAAGAUUCUAUAUAGAUGGCCAGUAAAAGAAAAGUAAAAGAAAAGAAAUAAUUCUAAAAUUCCAUAGACAGAAUUCUACAGAAAACAGGAAGGUCAGGCAGAUACCAGCAGCCACUGAAGAAAGGGAAAUAUGGUAAAGAAAUAUUAGGAGAGGAAUUCCGGAGAAGAAAAUGGGAGCAAAGUCAGAAAACUCUGGAGAUAAACUGUGUUUUUGCAGGGCUCUUGAAAUCAAGGAGAGCACAAUGGCAAGUGCUUUGCAUAUUUGGUCAUGGGAUUCCUUGGGAAUACAAAGAUUGGAUAAUGUAUUGUAUACAAAGGCUAGGAAUAGUUCCAAGCUGAAGGGAAUUGUGAAGGUUAGAGGGCAUUGGCCUAUAUGCAGUUUAGGUAUUGCCCAGAGAGUUAAGAAACACUGGAAAAAGGAAAAACAGAUGGAGUGUGUUAUAUUUGCAGUUGUGUUUUAGAGUUCCCAUUUCAUCUUCUGUAUAACAGGCAGUUCUUUACUUGGAUCAUUCUGUUCUGCCCAUCACUUCCUGGGCAAACAGUUGAGCUGCUUACUAUUUGUACUCUGGAAUGUGUAAUGGCUUUACAGCUGUAGAAUAAUUGUGCCCAGAAGAAUUGUAUAGUGUCUCCAGAACAAAGCAGAACCGUCCCAUGUCUGCUAUUAUAACUUUCUCAAGUGGCUUUGGUCAGCAUUUGUUUGGUGGGGGGUGGUAUGGUAUUUUUCUUUAGAAAAACAGGGGUGUGGGUGUUCAUGCUGAUUUUCGAUUGGGGCUGGAAGAGAGGUUAGCUGUUUAGCCCUGCACUGUUUUCCCUGGAAAAUCACUCUAUACAGAAGAUUUUUGCCCCAGAAGGUGAUAGCAAAUUGUGGGUAGUACUGGAGGAGGUUGCCUAGAAAAUAGCAAUGGGUAAAGGAUCAAAAUCUGGAUUAGGAUUAGGAUCCACUGCAGUUGACUUUUCUAAAAGGAGAGACAUUGGCCCUUAGUCACAGAUUGGCUACCAACGUGUCAUUCUUUAUGGAGGGGGUGGGGGACCUUAGGCCAAGGGACCAAAUAUGGUCCUUAGUGAUCUUUCCAGACCAUGCUUCCUCUCCAAGCCACACCUGUGGCCAGCCUUGCACUGCGGCCUACUCAAAUGUUUUUGUUAGGCUGGAAUGUGUCCCAUGAAUUGAGUCAUGAACUGAAGAAAAUACUGCCUAAUAAAAGGGAAUAUUCAUCCUCAAAUAUGGAUCGUUGCAUGAUAAUGAUAGCAUAAAUCAGCCUUCCCCAACUUGCUGUCUUCCUAUCAUCCUAAACUACUGGACAAGGUGUGGUGGUUAGACUUCUGGACUAGUACCUUGGAGAUCAGGUUUGAAUCCUUCCUCAGGCAUGUAACUCUUUGGUUGUCCUUGAGCUAGUUGCUGUUCUUCAGCCUAACCUUCCUUACAGGUUAGAGGUUAUUUAUUUUUCUUAAAAAUCACCUGAGCUGAUUAAAAUGGUUCAGAUGACAUGUCAAAGCCCAUGGGUUUGGCCUGGAGUGUGGAAGGAGUUAAGCAGGCGCUUUUGAGCAGUACAUGGUUCAUGUGGGUGAGCCCAUAAUAAGAUAUUAAUGUGACAUGCAAACACAGCUAGUUCUGUUUACUUUAAUUAUGAUAUCUCUUCCUUUCUUAUUCUUUCAGAGAAUUCGUUCGACAGUGGAUGAAAAGGAACAGAAACAGCUUUUAAUGGAUUUGGAUGUAGUUAUGCGAAGUAGUGAUUGCCCAUAUAUUGUUCAGUUUUAUGGAGCACUCUUCAGAGAGGUGGGCAUUCAAAAUCUGCUUAGUUUGUAACAGAUUUAGUUAAUACGUUUUAUGACGUUUUAAUGGGUAAUGAAGCACAUUAACUGAAGGGCAGGCAGUAGACAAUUUGCAAGGGUAAACUAGUUUGGUGGGGGAGAUGCAUGUAAAGAAAACGUUAGCACUGCUUUAUCUCUAAAAUGCCUAUUUCAUUUCAGUGCUUCUCAAAAGGUUCAUUAUAAUCAUGUGUUAUACACUUGUGGCUUUCAAACUUUCUACCUUUUAUUACAUUUCACUUUUAUCACAUUCCUCCUCUUAAGGAGGUUGGGAUGGUGCACAUGGUUCUCCCCCAUUUUUAUCACAACAACCCUGCCCGGUAGGUUAAACUGAGAUAUAAUAGCUGGCCCAAGAUAUUGAGAAGCCUAGUAAGCAUCUGACUACUCCAGGGGUCACGAGAAAUGCAAUGCCAUUGUAUUUUGGGGUGGACAAUUGCUAUUGUAUUCGAAUGUCACAUGCCGCCUAACUACCGUAUGCACUCAUGUAUAAGCUGACUUUUUCAGCACAUUUUUUAUGCUGAAAAAGCCCCCUUGGCUUAUACUCGAAUGAGGGUCCCACCUGAGCGCAUUUUCAGCAACCCCUCGUCGGAGCAAGCUGUUUGCUGCCGCCGCUCGUGCUGCCACUGCUCUGCCAAGCACGGCUCCUGUGCCUGCCCUUGCGAGCGGCAGAGGCUGUUGGUGGUGGUGGAGGAGGAAUGAGCAGCCUGAAAGCAGCCCUUUUGGGCUGCUCGUUCUUCCUCCGACGCUGCUGCCACCAGCCUCUGCCUCUCGGCAGCACCCUAGGUAGGCAGAGAGACUGGAGGGGCUGGGGGAGAGAGAGAAGCCCCCUCUGCCGUGUGCGCAUGCGCACACACGCUCUCCGGCCCACUAGGAGGUUUGUGGUGUGGUGAACCGGCUUAUACUCGAGUCAAUAAGUUUUCCUAGUUUUUUGUGGUAAAAUUAGGUGCCUCGGCUUAUAUUCAGGUCGGCUUUUACUUGAGUAUAUACGGUAAUUGAUUAGACCAAUUGUAAUUUGACAAAAGAGGAAGCAGAAUAUUUUGUGAGGCAGACCAACCUGAAGUUUGUUCACAGAAAUAUGUAUGUUCUGCUUUGUCUCUCUUCGUAAGGCAAAGGUUUGCAUCGGUGUUGGUUUGUAUGUCCGAGGACCUUCUUUUCUAUGCUUCCCUUUCCAUCACAGCUUAGCAAGAGUUGCACAUUGACCACCCCAUGUGUGUAUUUCAGAUUAACAAUAAUAAAACAUGUCUUGCUUACUGCUUUUUUAUUCUUAGGGUGACUGUUGGAUCUGUAUGGAGCUCAUGUCUACCUCGUUUGAUAAAUUUUACAAAUAUGUAUAUAGUGUAUUAGAUGACGUUAUUCCAGAAGAAAUUCUAGGCAAAAUCACUUUAGCUGUAAGUAUUCUUUCUAUUCUCACUGCUGCCUUUUUUGUGUGUGCACACUUCUGCUUAGAUUUUCAAAUCCAGGAUCUAGGCGGGAGAUGAUUUGACUUAUUUAGGCUUGUUGCUGUGAAACCUAAUGGUUUACCAUAUACUGCUCAGUCUCUGCCAGGGCGGCUUCAGAAUAUUUUUUUCUUCUGGUGGUGGAGGGGCACAGAAAGUACAAAAUAUACUUCUAGGUGGGUGGGUUGUGUCUCACAUGCUAAGAUCUCUGAAAGAAAAAUAGCAGUAUAUGCCAAUGACAGGAGUCCAGCAAUGGGGAGGCAAGAGUGGGGGUGAGCUCCUUGGUUGGGGAGUGCACUGCCCCCUAUCCCAGCACCACCCAUGGCCCCUGCUAGCACAAGCGGGAAACAAACCAUGGUCUUACACAACCAUUUCUAUCACAUUUUGUUUGCAUUAACUACACUGUAACAUGGUAUAGCUGUUAAAUGUUUAAAGGGAUGCGUCUGCAUUUCUGCCUUAUCAGCUGUCUGAGAUGCAUCUUUAAAUUGUUUGGCUUUGGAUUGUGUAAUAGGAGGCAUUUUAUUAUUUUUGUUCUCAAUAAAAUUUCUCUUUCUCUCCUAGACUGUGAAAGCACUAAACCACUUAAAAGAAAACUUGAAAAUCAUUCACAGAGGUAGGCUUUUCUGGAUUUGUCUUUCUUACUGUGUGGUAUGCCUGUCACACGCAGUUCUUCCUGAGCAUGCCUGUAGAUUAUGCAAAAUACAUUUGUGAGCCGACUAUUUGGGGUAUUCCACAUGAUCAUUUUAUGUUUCACUAUGUCCGUGUGAGUUUUGGUUCUCUUGGGCUACCAGUUGGAGGCUGACAUUAGGACAGAGCCAAUUGACAACACUCAUUGGGUGUUACAUUUUUUAAGUCACAAGUUUCUGUGUACAGAACAGGAUCAUAGUCCUAUGGGAGGGGGUUUCUCCCAUUUAAGUCUCUCACACACCAAAGCUGCUGCCAUUGGUUGGUUGGUUGCUUGGCUGGCUGAGGUGCCUAGUUUGUUACUCCUUAACAAGCCAGGAUUUGUAAGCCAACAACAAACCAUGGUUUAAGGCUGGCUAGUGAUCCUGGUUUGUAAGGGAGCAACAAACCGAGAUCCUGAGUUCGGAUAUCAUGGGAAGCAAGCUCGAAUCCAGGUUCCUGAUUUAUUUCUCCUGUUAAUUCCAGAGGGGGAGUGACUCUAGUUUCUGUGACAUGCAGUUGCUGUCUUUAGUCGUAACUUUGUGUCUGACGCUAUGUAACUUUCAGCAGUUAGAAACUGAAGUGCUUUGAUUGCAGCUUAUCUGCUUAAAUAUGUUUCUGUUUGCCCACAUCUGUUGCAGAUAUUAAACCUUCCAAUAUUCUUCUGGACAGAAACGGAAAUAUUAAACUCUGUGAUUUCGGCAUUAGUGGACAACUUGUAGACUCCAUUGCCAAGACCAGAGAUGCUGGCUGCCGGCCCUACAUGGCAGUAAGUGGGAUUUGAAAACUUAUAUGUGAUGGGUGAGGUGCGAAUAGAAAUGGAAUCCUUUCUUUUACUUGCUUUGUUGUAAAGGCAGAAGGUAAAUAUUUUGUACAAGAAUGGCUGAGGUUGAAAUCAUUCUUCAGCUUCACAAGCUAAAACUUAGAUGAAGUUAGCUUGAUGUGAGGCUUCUCCAGCUUAAUCUUAGUACAUUACAUCACUGCACACCCAAGGUGUGAACAGCUUUUCUUGCAGUAAUCAAAUCUCUUUCAUGCUUUAGUAACCUGGUCCCUCUACUGGUGAAGGUAUUGGAAGCAUCCAUUUUCUAUGUGUUUGCAUUUAGAUGGUCAUUUGUAGGAGGAAUCUAUAAUGAGCUAGUAAAACCCUGUGGCUCCUACCAGAGCUUUUCCUGGGAAGAAGAGGCUUGGGAAUAGAGUGAGGACAUUUUGGGCCAUGAUGGUUACCAUACAAAGGUGCAGGGAAACGGGGAACAUACAGUUCAGUGAAAUUCCUUUUGAGUAAAUUAAGUCUGAGAAUUGCUUAGUAACAUUCUGAUGAGGAUGUUGGUGCCUUGUGGUAGCACGGAUCAAUAAAAUACAGCUUUAGUUCCCAAAUGUGGCAGAAUAAUUGACUAGUCUAAGAGGGAUGCCCCCUAUUGCCAUUUAAAUAACAGACAUAUGGUUACACAAGAUUUCCAAAAAUACAGAUUCUUUUGCCAUUUGUUCUUAGUUGGAUGUGUUAGUUUUUUUAAGGAGAAGUGAUGCCAGAUUCAAAGCCACAGAUAACAGGGAAACAAAGCAUAUUCUUUCAGAAAUACUGGCCCCAGCCAAGUGAGACUAAUACACUUGAGUUGUGACAUUAAUAGCAGAUGCUUUUGCCAAGCAGAACCAGAUUGGACAAAAGUGCUGCAAAAGAUUGAAUGGUUCAGUACAAUCCUAACAAUACAACAUCAUAAAAUGCACAAAUAAAAUAAGAGGGUAAUUUUAUAUAGAAUAAUAUCUAGACUUUAGGCACCUGAAACAUUGAAAUAUGUUUAAUACUUCACCGUGAUGAUACUUGUAUAUAAUAAUUGUCCAUGGCUUCCAAGCGGGAACCAUGGGAUCUAAUUAUCCUGAGAAGACUCAUAUUAAGGGCUUUCAGUUCAGUCUCCAGAUUCAGUACUUUGGAAACCAGUCCGCCUCAGUCAAAGAUGCUUAAGGGGCUGCCUAAUUUGGCUCAGUGUUUAUCCAAGUCCAAUUCCUUCCUACCCCUUCACUAGUGAGAAAUCAAAAAUUUCAGAAGGAUAGCUGCAGUGAUUUCCCCUCAAGGCCAGUCUUUGCAGUUUUGGGGUGGGUAAAAAAGGAAUCUCUUAAAUCUCCCCUAAUGUUUGCUUCAUUUGCAUAAUUCAUACCUUGUUGCAGGAUUCUGAUUUGCUUUAAAUAGAGUACAUGCAGCCCUGCAUUAGGAUUAGGAUCAUGGAAGGGACAGUUGGUGUUAAAUGAAUCCUUCUCCAUAUCCCACGUCAGUAAAUUCUUGCCUUUUUCUUAUAUAACUGAUAUUCUUCCUCUAAUUUCAGCCAGAGAGGAUAGACCCCAGUGCAUCCAGGCAAGGAUAUGAUGUCCGCUCUGAUGUCUGGAGCUUAGGGAUUACAUUGGUAAGUGAGAAAUGCUAAGGGCUUUGCAUGCUGCUGGAGAUAAAACCCUAAAGCAGCUUGUGAAGCAGCUUUAGGAGAAGUAAAAGCUAAACUGGCAUUACUCUUGUGAACAUGUACGCUGUGAUAGGGCCUGCAUUGCCUCCCUGAAUAACAGACCUGGCUCAGCUUUCCUCUGCUACGCAGUUUGGCUUCCGUGGCUACUUUUUAUCAGCAGUGACUUUACUCUGUUACUAGGGGGCAGCAAUGCAUGCUAAACCUCAAAAGUACCAUGCUUUAAGCUAGGAAAUCUGUUCCUUGCUGCCCCUUUAGAGCCAAUGUAAGCCCAGCCUUCCUAGGUUUGGACCACUGAAGAAAGCAAACUUAGUAGGAGUGGAGAAGAGUGUAUUGAAGCAGAAAGGUAGAAACCAAGGGUUUGGUCUAAUCAGAGACAAUUCCAGAUUCGAAGGGGCUGGCACCCUCUCUGGGCACAUACACCCUUAGCAUUAGCCUAGUAGUCACCCCCAAAGUGGAGCUGACUAGGGGUGGGGACAGGUGGCAAUGGUAUCGAAGGGGGAAACCAGGAACUCCCACAACCACCUCCUUCAUUUCCCUGGAAUGCCUCUGGGCCCUGCCCUAGCAUGUACAGUGGACGCUCGGGUUGCGAAUGUGAUCCAUGCGGGAAGCACGUUCGCAACUCGCAGCAUCCGCAACCCGCAGCGCCGCAUCUGCACACGUACAAGUUGUAAUUUGGCGCUUCUGCACAUGUGCAAAGCGUGAUUUAGUGCUUCUGCACAAGCACUGAAACCCAGAAGUAACCUGUUCUGGUACUUCCGGUUUUGGCGCAGUGCAUAACCCAAAGCUUCUGUAACCCGAGGUAUGACUAGUAUGUUUAUGAGGAAUGGGUAGACAUUGUUUCCACUGCUUUUUUGUGGGAAGCUUGAGGUCCGUCAACCGGAGACAAAUGCAAAAUAGGGGCUUGGGUUAAUGCAGAACACACACACACUAUUAUUUCAUGUGUUUUAAAGGUCAAGUGCUUGCCUGCUGUUUUGUGAACAUUUUAAAUUUAAUUGAAGCAGCUGGUAAGUUGCCCACUCUGUCUCCCCAGCAAUUGCCUGCACACCUCGUAUGAUUCUUCUUCUUUUUAACAAAAGAAGUGGAAAGCAUUGCAGCUCUUCUACAGCAGCAAGAUAGAAUUUCUCCCCUAUCUGUGGAAAGCAGACUUGUGGGCUUUUCACAAAUGGUAAAGUGUGUUUAAGGGGCUCUUCAUCUGAAUACAUCCAGCUGCAAAGACAAGGAAAAAAAGAAUGUUUGUGGGGAGCAGGGGGGAUUAGGAUGCAGAGGGUUGAGCUCUUUUAAGUUGCUACUAUGUCUGGGAAUCUCUUUUGAGUACCGGAACUAUUAUUUCUCAGGUACAAGCCAUCUCCUGCUUUCCCCCAAGCUUUCUUGAUUUCAGCUGGAUAAUUUGGGAGGGUUGCUAUUGUUAAAUCAUAAGGAGUUGGAAACCCUGCACAGACCUUCUGCUGGUGGGGCUUGUUUGGAGAAUCCUCGCUCCCACCCUCCUGCCCCCAUGAACUUUACAAUGGCUAAUCUAGCCCAUGUUGUUCCUUUUUCUUUUGGUGUAGUAUGAACUGGCCACAGGACGGUUCCCCUAUCCCAAAUGGAAUAGUGUAUUUGAUCAACUGACACAAGUAGUCAAAGGAGACCCACCACAGCUGAGUAACUCAGAGGAACGGGAGUUCUCCCAAAGUUUUAUCAACUUUGUCAACUUGUGGUGAGUAUGCCUCGCUCUGGGGCUCUUCAGGGCAUUAGUAAGUGGUUCUGGCUCAGGCUUCCAACUCUGUCCCUCAGCAACUUGCAUGUGGCAGCAACAUCCAAGAGUAUUCAUGUUGCUGGAAAUGGUGCAUUUUUCCUCCACUGAGGAUGAAAGUGGGUUGGGUGGAGAAAGCUGCAGUAUGAAGAGCCACUUGCAAGCCUUAAAUUAAUGCCACAUUUCCUGCAUGUGUGAUGGAAGUGGUGGCUUGGAGAGAUUUAGACAUGUCCUUCCCUAGUUGAGUUGCCACUCAACGUGAAGGCAACGCAGAUCUUUCUUACUGACUUCUCACAUUUGACAAGUAGCACUGGGAUGGUAGGGAGGCCUUUCCUCAGGCUGUGUCUGUAGCAAGACCUUUUGUAGCCCCUAAUUAUAUAUUGGAGAUCCGUUUGUUGUUGCCUCCUCGAUAUAUGAUAGAGGGAGCAGCGAUUGCAUCAAAUAGAGUGCACACUGUAAACUGCAGAAUAUAUCUUUGUAGUGCCUCCUGCUGGGAGUUUGCCUACCUGCAGGUUUGUAGCUGUGAUAUUUUAAAUGAAUGUUGAUAAGCUGUGUUUGCCUCAUUGCAGCACAAUUAUUACAUUGUCCUGUGGAUAAAACGAAGUGGAUCUGAGUCGGUUGCUCUUGUUACAUUUAGCACACCAGAAUGGGCUCAGGAAGCGUUAUGUGAGCAACUUAACAUCGUUUAGUAUAUUAGUGGUGAUUUGGAGCCUUGCAGGAGCUAGAAUAGUUAAAGAUACCUUUAAGAUGAAACAGUUGCCUUUGAGGCUAUAAUCACACAAAAGAGAAAGCGGAGGAGUGGUAUUUAAAGGAGAAUGAUCUAUGUACAUUUUACAAACUGAUUAAAGCAAGACAGUGGCUUCAAAUUCACUACAGUGUUGAUGUGCUGCCACCUGUUGGUUUGACAUUUUUCUGCAGUGUUUUUAAAAUGCAGUUAAUUAGCCUCUUGAGCUGAUUUCUUAGAGGCAAAUGGGCAGGACCAGACUGUCUUUAGUUCAGUGAUGUGCUUUCCUCCUUAGAAAGGUGGGGAGCAGGUUUUGUGUUAAGUAGACAAGGCCCUUGAAAAGCAACUGUGGCAUUUUCCUCUCUGCUGAGCUCUCUAUAUUCAUAUAUGGCUGGUUAUGGUAGUGCAAGAAGGAUCUUUUUUAAGAAUCCCCCUGUGUUUGUUUAUGAAGGGUUAAUUUCAUGCUGCACAGGUCUUGAGAAAGAAGGAAAAGGAAACUUCCCUGAUGCCAGGAAGUUGUUGAAAGGCUGUGUACUUCCUGCAUUCAGAAUUUUAAAACAAUGGAGUGAGAGACGUACUGAUAGGUUGCAGACUUCAGAGUGCUUCUGGUUAUAUUGCAGCAUUUUCUUGGUUACCUGCAGACCAAGAACAGUCCUGGGAUUCCCAAUACCUACAACAUACUCUGAGCCUAAUAGGCAAUACAACGGUGAAAAUACAGUGUCCAGGGCUUCUGCAUAGUUCGGUAGAAAGAGGAAUUUCAAUAGUGCAUCUUGUCUUGCGUGGCUCAUCUGCUGAAAUUCCCACUCCUAUACAGCUUGCAGAAGCCCUGUCCUCUUUUUAAAAUUUAUUUCUUUACCUGAUUGCCCCGGGUGAAAGAGAAGGCAGGUCACUAUCACUGUAUGAGUUGGUUAUAUAGCCACAGCCUUUGGACAGAGAGGUGACUUAAAUGACCAUUAAUGAUCACCAUCAUCCAUAUAGGUGCAUUCAUGCGAUAGAAUUGCAGACUCUGACAGUGUGCAGUGUCUUAACUGCCCAACACUUAAUUUCAGAUGUUUUUCUGCUAAUGUUCUGUCACCCUAAUCCUCUUACUGAUCUUUUUAGCCUUACAAAGGACGAGUCCAAAAGGCCAAAGUAUAAGGAGCUUCUGGUGAGUAUGAUGGGAUAUGUGAAUGCAUGAGACUAGAACUGGCUAAGACUUUAAGGACUUUAAAGACUUUUAACUCUUUUGAAGCGUGGUAUUAUUAUUAUUAUUAUUAUUAUUAUUAUUAUUAUACCCCACCCAUCUGACUGGGUUGCCCCAGCCACUCUGGGCAGUUUCCAACAGAUAUUAUUAGGCAUUCUGUAACAGCACCCAUUGCUAUUCCCAUUUUGUGAGAUAUGAGCUGCAUUCUACCUGUUUAGUGCAAACAGUGAGGCUGGGCUUGCUAUUUUGUCUUUUGCUGUGGUGAGCAAUGAAGCAAGCCCACAUUUAGUUCAUUCAGGGGUUGUGUUGUGUAUCUAGAGAAUUAAAGUUUUUUUGCAAUUGCACAACAUAUUUAAUUGGUAUAAUUAAAAUUUGAUUUUGGGAUUUGUCUGCUUCACCAAUUAUCCAUUUCCUCCCAAACGUAAGGCCAAGGGAUGUACUGUACCCCACCUGCCUUCUCUGUGUGUAUAUGCCCAUGUUGAUGCUUGGACCCCUUCUACUGAAUCUUGUGAGUUGGUACCUCAGCGCAGCAACUCAUAACACCUGUUAAGUUGCAUGGAAGUACCUUUGGGAGCUCACACGUCUUCUGGAGGCACCUUCUGUGCUCCAAAAGUGAGACUAUAUUUUGUUCCCUUCUCUUCUACCAGAAACAUCCCUUCAUCCUAAUGUAUGAGGAGCGAACAGUGGACGUUGCGUGCUAUGUUUGUAAAAUCCUGGAUCAAAUGCCAACGACUCCGAGCUCUCCAAUGUAUGUCGAUUGAUACUGCUGCUACAUCAAAACUCUAGUGCAAAUGCUGAGAAAAAGCAAGAUGUACAGAAUCUCCACCCCGUAUUGCAGUGUUUUAACGCUCGCCCAGACACCAUGUGCAAUAAUGUUGGUGUUUUUCUUCCAUUCUGUCUGUAUAUUAUUGUCACUUAUAAAGUGCAUCCAUGUAAUAAUACCUGAUCACAGUGUUAGUGUCAGUCAAAGAGAGACCUCAUUUUGCUCUUUUUGUGGACAUAUUCAUAAAACGUGGAAAUAAGUAACAUUUUAUUUGUUGACCAUGAUUGGAUAGCACCUAAAGUUAAUUUCUAGACUCAGAGACUUCUCAGCAGCUACUGGAAUAAUUUUAUUCUCUCAAACUCUUCCAAUUGUUACAGAUAAUAUAAAAGAAAGGAAGUUAGGCAUUGGCCUAUCUGAUUCUGAACAUAAACUGCUUGGGGAGAAAGAAACUUUUAUGCAGCCAAAUGAGCUACUUUUACCUUCUGAAGCCAACAAGGGCAAAGAGGGGAUAAUAUAUAAAUAUAUAUAUAAAUAUAUUUCUUCACAAAGUGCAAUAGAUUAAUUGAUUUGAAAUUCUGUUGCUUUUCAGUCACAGUAUAUGUUUUGAAGACAAUUGUGGCUCAGCAGAACUUCAUAUUUCGGAGGGAGAAAGAAGUGAUCAUGUAAAAUGGACUAUGUCUUUACCAAAAAAUAAAAAUAAAAAUGCAUUGCAUUGCAUUGAAAGGAGCUAACAAUUAAACUCAUGAGAGUAUGAGUUUGAACUCAUGGAGAAUAAUGUAUUGUUUCAUUUUCCAAGCAAGCCACUCUUCAGUAGAACUAGGUGUCCUGUAAAUUGUUACCUGGUGAGAUAAGACUUUUACCUGAGGAAUUAUUAAACUACUCAGUUGAAUUUAACUGGCUUGUGACCCCUGAUUUCCAACUCAUGGCUAAACUUUCACCAUUGAAAGGGUACGGGACAGUUCGCAGUUGUGAAGAGCUAUUUUACAUUGUUAAUAAUUAUUUGUAAUUUAUCUCCAUCAAACUUUUCAUGUUUUCCAGUUACAUAGAAACUUCCCACAGAGCUCCAGGUAUGACUUGGAUUUCUGAUAUUAACCAUCAGAUCAAAUAAGCUCCCCAUAUCCCCAUCAGUUGGAUAGUUGGGCUUCCAAAAUCAUUACAAAGAGGAUGCUAAAUAUGUUUGCUUUCAUUUUAUGGAUGAAUUCGUUUAUUAGAAGAAUUUCCUAACACAACGGUAACUAAGAGAACUGGAAUGUUAAGUUCUUAAACGCAUGUGACAGAAAAAAGGAAACCCAGAGGUUAUAUCGCCAGGGUGGGGGAGCCCUUUAAACAAUUAUAUUGUCAUCUCACCUGCAUCCAGUAUGAUCUUAUCUUCUAAGUCACAAGGGGGAGGAAGUGGUGUUUUUUAAAAUCCAAAGUUAUUUGUAAUCUCAGUAACUGUCACUAUUUAACAUGUAAUACUAGAAUUGUAAGGGAAUUAAGCUUUACCAUUGAGUGGGUCAGCGAUAACAAGACCCUGUUACUAUAACCAGUUAACUUAAUUUUCUCUAGUAUACCAGCUGAUUAAUAGGAUUUGGGGGCAAAAACUUGGUCAACACCAUAAGAGAUAAUGUAUUGAAAUGGGAACCAGUUGGGACCAGGGCCAUUCCAAGACAUUUUGCUGCCUGAGGCAAAUGACAAGUGCAGAAGCUGACCAAACUGCCAGGUAAGCACCCACCACCUGAGCGGCUGUUUCACUUGCCCAGUGGUAGGCAAAGUCCCUGGUUGGGACUGUAUUAAUGUAGUAAUUAUUCAUUGUAAUCCACUCAGGUGGAAGAUUUUCAACCUCAUCCAGAUGUUCCCAAACUCUAUAUGCAUAUCUCCUGGCUUUUCCUCUUUGUGCCUGCUGGAAAUUGAAUAGUACUUAGAGCCCCCUUCAUUUUGCAUUCUAUUCUCACGUACGUUAGCAGCGCAUUUCCAUUCGGUCAACCGCAAAUGGAGGUAGCUCCUAUUCAGGCUCAGUGGAUGUCUGAGAGAAACUGACUGUUCUAGCAUAUUAAUCAUAGAUUGAUAUAUUAAGGGUGCAGCAUUUAUAUUACAGUAUAUGUUUAUAAAGAUGUAUAGUGUUCAGAAGCUGUGAAAAUAGUGUAAGAACUGUACAUUGUGAGCUCUGGUUUAAUUUUUUUCUUGUACCAUAGAAAAAAAUGUAAAGUUUAUUGAGAAGCUGAUGUGCAGGGGAUAUUGCCUUAUUGUCUGUAAGUAAAAUGGAGUUUGACAACAUGAUAGCUUCUAAGAGCUUCCAACUAUUUUAUCCUCUCCUGGUUUGACAUCCUCUUCUAUUUAAAAUACUCUACAUGGAAUCAAAGUGUUAAUGUAAUAGGUUCUCCCCCACCCCCCGCCUGCAGGUCAGUUGUAAUAAAUCAAGGAUCUGAAUAUGAUCUUGCUAUAAGGUCAGACAUGAUGAUGGGGAAAUCAAUAAAUGCAAAAUGAAAUUUAAAAAUGCCAUCUUUCUCUGGCCAAGUUUUCCUAUUUAUUGAUGUUUGCAAGAAGGACCAAAAGGGAUGGUGGGACUUUGAGGGGGUGCCCCUGAAAUACAAGAGGCUCAGCUGAUCCUGACCAUUGUUUGACCUUUAAACAAUUUAUUUACUCCCCUGAACAAAUUACUUUGUUUGCUGUCUAUGCAUUUUACACAGUGGUACCCCCAUGCUGACUGCAAGCUUUUUAAUCUAGCAGACCUUCCAUCAGUAGAAUGGGGAGGGGUGUGCUUUUUGUUAUUCCCCCACAGUCUCCUAUGCCAUCUCACGCACUGUUCUGAAGGGUUCCCCCAACCCUAUGGAGUAUGUUUUGGGGGACUUCAGGUUGGAAGGAGGAAUUGCCAAAAAUUGCCUCUUACCCCAUUCUGCUGCUGGAAGCCUUUGCUGGAUCAAAGAGCUUUCUAUCAGCGUAUGGGAGAAAUCAUUGGAUAAUAUUUUUCAUCUUUAGCUACUACUGUAUUUGAGGUCUGACAUUACCACAUGAAUGACCCAGUUACUUGGGUCAUGCAUGGCAUAUAACACUUGUGCAUCCUAGAUUUGAAUUUGCCUUUUGGGCAACAGCAUCACGUUGCUGAUUUAUGUUAUAUUUGUAAUUUAACACAAAAGAUAUUUCUCAUCAGUAGCCCUGCCCAACAAGGUAGCUGCCAUUUGGGACUUUUGUUUCUUGUUCCAUCUGUUUUGUAUUUUUAUGUUACUGGUUUCAAUAAAUUCAUUGAAAUCAUUUUGAACUAAAUUCUCAUACGUUCUCCAGAC